Podarcis lilfordi (Lilford's wall lizard) is the source of this 61951-nucleotide messenger RNA. The record is from the annotation of a GenBank genome assembly. NCBI's taxonomy places the organism in Eukaryota, Metazoa, Chordata, Lepidosauria, Squamata, Lacertidae.
AUGUGUUCUGAUCUGAAAGUCCUGGAUGACUUCACUGCCAUGCAGUAAGUACAGCCAAGAGCACCAAGUAGGGUGCCCCCAUCAUAUUUUCAAUGAAGGGGCUAGGCCCUUUCAAAUUUAUGCGGUGACAGAACAAGGCAGCAUGCAUGGGUACAGCCAGGGCUUUUUGGGGGGCCAUAGCUUGCCAGAUCUCAGUUCCAGCACUUCUCAGCUGAGCGCCAUUGCCAUUAUAAUUACUUUACAGUAAUUACUUUUUACAUUUUUUUUAUAUUAAAGAUUUCUGGGUUUACAAAGGUAUGCCUAAUGUCUCUUUUUUCAAGUUACAUUUAGAACAAGGGUGAGUUCAUGGUGAGUUCUGGCACCUCUUUUUCUAGAAAAAUUGUUAUGUACUGAAGUUCUCACCCUGGGCCAGCAGGGGGAUACUGUAGAUAGUUUUCACUCAGGUCCACAUAUGCAAAUAAGGGAUUGAAAAUGACGUUCAGUGAUUGGAUAGUUACAGAAAGUGGUUACUGUUGUGUUGUAGUGGAGCGCUAUAUAAGCAGGCUGGCUGAACCCUUCAGUUCAGUUCUGUUCUGGCCUGUGAAUAAACAAGAGCUGUUUGAAGAAUCACUGUGUCGUUCACCCACAACUUAACAAAAAUAGCACUGGAUACAGCUAUAUGAUCUAGUGUGUGUCUGAACAGCUUCACAUGGAGUCUUUCACUUGUGCUCUAGCUUUAUAUCAAGCAUCACUCAAGCAGAAUGUAAAAUGCUGGUUCUAUCCCGUGUCUUUUUGCACAUGAAAAAUGUGAUUUUAAUUUGAAAGGGAAGAAACCGUAUCCUACUAUGACAAAAUAGCAAAGCAAGGAAAUCGAGAAAAAUUCACAGCCAUUCUUUGAAACACACAAAAGUUAAAAUACUGAAACAUAUGGAAUUACGCGAACCGGCUAAGCACUUGGAAGAACUACAACUCCCACAAGCCAUUGCGGCCAGCCGGCUGGGCGGCGCUCGGGCGAGAAGCCGGGGGGAGACUACAGUUCCCAGCAACCUCUGCUGCAGGUUCGAGGAAGCCCAGCGGCCUUGGGGCGGCUUUCGGGCUUCUUCCUCAAGGCGCCGUCGGCUCCGCAGGCGAGAGGGAAGCGGCCGGGCUGGGCCGGUGGCGCUGCUGCUGCUGCUUCUGAGGUGCGCGGCGGCUGCCCCCCCCCCUCAAGCGCCCCGUGAAACGGCCUUUCGGAGGCUGGCGUUGCAGCCUCGUCACGGGCCUAGUCCUCAGUGAGGUGCUUGCGCCGGGGGCCUGGGCCCCACUUCUUCGGGCGGUGUGUUGUUUGCCUGUCGCUUUUCACGUAACCGAGCAUUCGCACGGAGAGGAAACGCGUCAGGGAGAAGAGUCCCGGCCGGAUCCUUCCCGGCCCCUUUGACAACGGGACUUGUUUGCUCCCCCAGGCAGCCGCGAAUCGGGGCCCUCGCGUCGCCUCUUGCGUUGCCCGGGGAGAGGAGGCCGCCUUCCUGAGGACCCAGGACCGUUUCCCCGUGGGAACGCGCAGGCGGAAUGGUGGCAGCCCCCGCAGGGCAGGAGCGCGAGGGGGAUCAGAGGCAGGUUUCUUCUCCAGUGUUUUUGGGCCUGAUACUUGCACGGGGGCCAAAACUGACUUGCGCAUGUUGCCCGUGUGACUAACCCACCUGCUUUCCCCUCCGCGCCGCUUAGGGCAGCUGGGCUGGCGUUAGGCGGGUCCCGAUGUGGGGCGUGGAGUGUUUUCACAGGCAGGUGCUGCCCUGGCUUCUCCUUUCCUUCUACCUAGUUGCCCUUGGGCUACGCCUCCUCCCCCCGCUUCUGUUUCCUGAUGGAAAUCUCCAAAACAUGUCUUCUCCCACUUGGAGCUGCUCAGAGUUGCUUCACAGUGUGGGUAUAAAGGACUUUCCAGGUACAGUGGACGCUCGGGUUGCGAACGUGAUCCAUGCGCCGUGUCUGUGCACACCCGGGUCGCAAUUCAGUGCUUAUGCGCAAAGCACGAUUUAGCACAUCUGCACAUGUGUGAGCGCUGAAACCCAGAAGUAACCCAUUUUGGUACUUUUGGGUUCGGCACAGUGUGCAACCCAAAAACGCGCAACCUGAAGCGUCUGUAACCCGAGGUAUGACUGUACUUGAUAACUCUGUCCUAAGUGGCAUAUGUAAUGUUCUGACAAUAUAUAUGCUGGAGGAACCACAGCCAGCUCCCAUAGUGGUUCCUUUCUCCUCCCCACAACUGCCACCAAGGGGGCAAGUCUAAAUAGCCACCAUGUCCUCAGGGGGAAUGAAAAAGAUGCAGUAACAGCUUUUUCUAAACAAGUUAAUCCCACCCUGCCAUUUCUGUUAUAACCUUUUUAAAGCAAUGCUUAUCAUUGUAAUCACUUUUUGAGGUCUGCCUGAAAAGUAUAUGAAAUAAGUAAAUAAAAUAAAUGGUUUAGGAUAAAUCUGCACUUUAAGUAAAAAUAGGUUGGUUAGUGGAGCAGUAAACUUCCUCUUGCCAUAUGUCAAGAUAUUACAGAUCAUCAGUUUACCAGGUAUUUCCAUAUAUGCCUUGAUAAGUUACUGCUUAGUAAAAAUACCAAUACAUUUAUUUCCAUAUGGGGUGGGGCUCUAUACAGGGCCCAUCAUAUGUAACAAGAGAUAUGUUGUGUAAACUGGACUAACCACUUUCCUUGACCAGUCAUUCUGUCCUGAUUUUCAUUCCAUACUUAUAUCUUUGAAAUCUAUGCAUAGUUGUAAUUUAUCCCCCCCCCCCAUGUUGUGAAUGGAGUCAUGUCAGAAGGAUAGGAGUCUGAAGACUUCCAGCCAUAUAAAUGGCAAUAAUUUCCUCCAGUCAUUAGCAAACCUCAACAGAGACAUUCAUUCAGUGCUAUCGUUGGCUAUUUUCAAAGGACAAAUAUUAUCUAAGCAUCUUUCUCAUUGUUUUAAUUGUACUUUAAAAUAUGGAUAUUUUUUCAGAUAACACCAGUGUAACAUAAUUGAUGAAAAUAGAAAGUUCUGUAGUAAAAGAUUAUUUUAUCUUCUUCUUUAAAGGUCUGUGUUAUAAUUUCACAAUGUUUGGAAAUUUAUUUGAUGAAGACUUCUCCUUUUUGUCAAACAAUCAAUGUGGGAAGCAAAAAUCAAAAUGCAAAGAUGCUGAGCUGCUUGUUCCUAGAGAAAGCACCAAUUUAAGUGGAAUAAAAAAUCAGGGUGGAACCUGUUACCUUAAUUCACUUCUUCAGACUCUACUAUUCACACCAGAAUUUAGAGGUACUGUACAGUAUUUUAACAUUUUAAAAUAGCUUUUUCUGAAAGCCGGAUUUUGUGUUAUUUCACACAAAGUAGUUUACUUUACUUUUCUUACUAUAUAACCUAGGAAUGAAUGAAAAAAAAACUUCAAAAAUGUAUUUCUAAAUGUUGUAUUGGAUUAUAGACCAGAGUAUCUAAGGAUUGAGUAAAAUUCACAAUGAAAGAUACAAAGGUUGAAAGUAACAAAAAAGGCUUGUGUGGCAUAAUGAAAGUUAACAAAUGUAUACUCUGUAAAGUAUAUUUGGGUAAGAGUGUUGAUAUUUUUCCAGCAUCAAUUAUUAGGCUAGUUGGCUAACUGUUGAUCCAGAGCUGUAGCAUAGACUUGUUUUAUUCAGAAUUGAUUUGAGAUUUUGCCUGUUAAUGUAAGUUGGUCAUCACCACAGUGCCUGAUCCUGAAUCCGAAUAAUAUUUCUGUUUCAUGUCUGUGUGCCUCAGACUUAGCUUUUCCUUAUUAGAUCAUCUCAUCUUUCUGUGGAUGAAUGGGCAGGGCUCGCUUGCUUCCCACUGUAUUAAAAUGGUCCUUUUUGUCUGCUUUCUUUGAACAGACAUUAAACUCUGCAAUCUCACUAUUUUUUUAAAAAGCCAAAUUGUGCAAGGACCAACACUGACAACUUCCUCAGAAUAAAUAAACCUUUUUUCCCAUGGGGAAUGGACAAAAGCAAAAUGAUCAUGCUAGCUCGUGCCUAUGGAAAUUGUGAUACAAACCCAUUUGGAGGGCAAAGGAGCAAAAUAAAGACUGAUUUAGAAAGUUAACAUUUCUAUUUGCACACUUCUUUAUAAUUGUGGUGUUGGUAGGAGAUUUGUUCUCAUACUGGUAUUUUUCAUUUUUGUUGUAGAAGCACUGUUUUCUAUAGGCCCUGAAGAACUUGGUUCUUUGGAAGACAACAGUAAGCCUGAAUCAAAGGUAUUCAAUUCUAUACUUCAAUCAGCUCAAAGGUUUAUGAUGUUCACUAGGUUAGCUUGGGCCACUCAUUCGCAGCCUAAACUACAUCACAGGAUCAUCAUGAGGAUGAAAUGGGGAGAAGUCUGUAUGCCACCUUGAUCUCUUUGGAGAAAGGUGGGGUAUAAAUGCAAUAAAUAAAUAAAAUAUUUAUGAAGAUGAUGGAUAAUGCAAAGCUGGGGAUGCACACAUUACUUCAUGUGCUCAUAUAAUCUACAAAGCAGGGAUUUUCCUGCAUAGGUUCUGGUGCAGUGCUUUCAGAAUACACACAGGUCCUGUUGUGCAAACACUCAUUACACAAACCUUUAGUUAUUUGCGCAUGAAGAAUUUCUACCCUAACAUCACUACAUGAACAUCUACUUUAGAUAUCUGAGCAUGUUAAACAGUGAGCAGUUGUUCAGUGUCUAAAAAGAUUCUCUGACCAAGUGCAUUCUCUGUAGUUGGAGUGACUAAUCAAUAUAAAUAAUAUCAAAUCUGUCUUAGCUCUGUGCACUUAAAAGCUGUGAGGCAUUAUUACCAUGCACAGGGGAAAGCCUGGACUGUCCCUUGAUAUAUUCUUAAGAAAAGUAAUUAGGUGAAAUUGGGUUUAAGCAAAAUUAUUUUUAUAUAGUUGUUUCACAUGGAAGAGAGAGCAAGUUUGUUUUCUCCUGCUCAGGACGGUAGGACUUGAACCAAUGGCUUCACGUUACAAGAAAGGAAGUUCCAUUAGGAAGAACUUUCUGGUGGUAAUAGCUGAUCAACAGUGGAACAGAGUCCCUCAUGAGGACUCUCCUUCCUUUUAAAGCAGAGGUUGGAUGGCUGUCUGUCAUGGGUGCUUUGGUUGAGAUUCCUGCAUUGCAGGGGGUGGACUAGAUGACUCUUGGGGUCCCUUCCAGCUCUACAAUUCUGUAGUAAUGACUUGUAAUUGGAUACCUCAUUUAUAUUUGUUUAGUUAUGUUUGUUACAGGUUCUUUGCUGAUUAGCCAAACCUUCUCUUCAUUGAAAUGAAAACAUUUAAAAAGCACUUUGGGGCUAAAUGUUUUCAUAAGGCUAUUGAAUAGAGAUGGGGAAUCUGUGGCGCUCCAUAUGUUAGGCUUCAACUCCCAUCAUACCUGAUCACUGGCCAGACUGAUGGAAGUUGUAAUCCUAACAUCUGGAGGACUACAGGUUUCUCACCCUACUAUAUAAUAUUCAACUAAACAGAUGUAGUAGUUUGCUAAAUGCAUGAUCCAGCCAAAGCUAAGCAGACUUCAGCCUAAUUGAUAUAAAUGGAAGAACUGAACUGUACUUAAUUCUUUCCCACUGAAAUCAGUGUAAGUUAGAAAUCUGGUUGAAUCAUGCCCUAAUAUUUUUUGAGGAAGCACAGUUAGUUAUACCGUAGCCUGCAGAGGUUCAUCUUGAAGCAACUUGGAGGAGGGCGUUCUUUGUUGUGGCUUCCAGGCUGUGGAGUGAGCUCCCCACUGAAAUAGUGCAGGUAUCUACUGUGGUGAACUUCUAAUGGGCUGCUUAAAAUAUAUCCAUUUACUCAAUUUUUGCCUCAUCUUUGAUUACAGCUGGAAGAUUUCUAGCUACUGUAAAUGUAAUGUUUUGUUUUUAUUAGAUUUUUUUAUUGUACAUUGAAUUGUUUGGAUUGAAUUGUGUUUUUGUAUACUGACUUGGUAUUUAAUGAAAGGCAGUACAGUGGUACCUUGGGUUACAAACACUUCGGGUUACAGACUCCGCUAACCCAGAAGUUGUACCUCAGGUUAAGAACUUUGCUUCAGGAUGAGAACAAAAAUCGCGCACUGGCGGCAGCGGGAGGCCCCAUUAGCCAAAAUGGUACCUCAGGUUAAGAACGGACCUCCGGAAUGAAUUAAGUUCGUAACCAGAGGUACCACUGUAUGUAAUUUUUUAAAUUUAAUAAAUAUGUUCCUUGAAGGUUAAUGGAAAGUCAGCUUCUUAAAGUUUAUGAUCAUUUCUGUUUAGGUUCGAAUAAUCCCAUUACAGCUCCAACGGUUGUUUGCCCAACUUCUGCUCCUAGAUCAACAUGCUGCAUCUACAACAGACCUCACUGACAGCUUUGGAUGGAAUAGUAAUGAGGUACAAUAUAGUAUUCAUUGAUAGCAUCGCUCGCCCUGAAGGUGGUUUUCCCCGUGUUUCCUUUUCCUUCCAGAAAAAAAGGAAAUAAAAACGGUAUAUUUUGUCAAACUACUUUUGUUCAGAGCUUCACUGAAGGUAAAUAUCAGUUUCCUUCAUAAAGGAAGGGAAUAUGAAUAUUUAUAUGGUAUCACUACAUUUGCCAAAUAAUUUAUUAAUAAUGUUGACAAUUUUUAAAACCUUUAACAUUUGUAUGAAAUCCCUCCGAAGUAUUUUACUAGCCUGGCUGCCUAUAUUGUCAGCCAUAUAUUAGCCUAGGGUAGGGAUGGUCCACAGCUCUGCUUCUCGACCCACACCCCUAUAAUCCACCCCAUUCAUCAUAGUCUCCUGACCCUCAGGAGAGGCUCGGGGUGGCAAGAUACUGGGAAGGAUCCAACCCUUUGAGGUGGUUCCUCCCUCCUUCCUGCUUAAUAUUUCAUAGGUCUUCAAACUUUAAUUUCAUUGGUAGUUUAUUAAUUUUAAUUGGUAGGCAUACAAGUUAUGGGCAUAAUUAUUUUUGAAGAUUCUUUUGUUUCAGGUAUGUUUUUGUAAUAGGAAAUGAAAGGCAAAAUAUUAAAAUUGUAUAAUUUCCCAACAAUUAGUGGUAGUUCAUGACAUGUUUGCGCUCUUAAAAUGCUUUCAUAUGUUGCUUUCAAUAUAGCUUCAUCUCGCCUUUGGAACGCAUGAAAGAUGCUCAGACAGUUUAAAUGGGAAUUGUGCUUUAGGCCACAGUUCCAUUGCAGACCAUACUCUAGCACAGGAAUGGCUAAUGUGAUGUUCUCCAAAUGUUACUAGAUUUCACCUCUCAUCAGCCCCAACCAGCAAGGCUAAUGGCCAAAAGCCAGUGGGAAUUGUAGUCCAGCAACACCUGCAAGUCACCACAUUGGCUGUCCCUCCUCUAGUAGAUAUGAGGACAUCCCAUAAUGGGAGUUCAUGUUAUAUAGCUAUCAGUUGGAAAGACCACAAAGAUUCCAAUUUAGUGGGUGUCCCUGACACCAGAAGAACAAACUAAAAUGACAGAUAAGCAACCACAAAAAAGACACUGCUGGGUUAACAUGACAUCUGUUGAGCACUGCUGUGGCAAGAGCUUUAGGGACGUUGUAAAUUAGGUUAAUUUGCAUAAUUGGAUCUUAAUUGAAAUGAAGAGGAAAACUCUUUUCAAGCAAUGUCAAUUCUUUUUUAAAAAUAAUCUCUUAUCUUGCAGGAAAUGAGACAACAUGAUGUGCAGGAGUUAAAUCGGAUUCUAUUCAGUGCUUUAGAAACCUCCCUUGUUGGGACCUCUGGUCAUAAUCUAAUAAACCAGUUAUACCAUGGGACUGUUGUUAAUCACAUUGUCUGUAAAGAGUGCAAGAAUGUCAGUGAGAGACAGGUAAUUCCAUGGGCAAGUUUCAGAACAGUAUUCUGUGCACUCUCUUGUGUUUCCAGUGACAAAUUUUUAACCAGGAGUCCUCUGCAGCUUCACAUUUAGCAAUGCAGUCCUGUUAGAAAUGUGCAGAUCAAAUUUUAGUCAAGUUAAAAUUUCUCAAUACAGCUAUCUGUUGUUCAGAACUCAAUGUGAUGAUUAGAAUUAGUAAUGUUUUUAAAAUAAACAUUAUGGUACAAAUGUAAUCUUAGAAACUAGUCCAGUUCUCAACCUUUGCCCAAAAUUUCAAAGAUCUUUGGGAUUGCAAUGCAAAUCACAAUUGUAUAUUUUUAACUUUUGCUAUGCAUAAUUGACACAGCUUUUGAGCCAAAAUAACCUUACAAUAAGCCAAGGUAUGAACAAGUCUUUCACCCCACACAGCCCUAGCAAGCAGAAAAACAGGAAAAUUUCCAUUUAACAGUAGUUUCCCAUUUUAUCGACACCAGGAAACUGGUUGCCAUAUUCAGAACAGGCCAGGAUAGUAAAUCAAGAUUUGACGUUAGCUUGACUUGUUCUGAACCUGUUAACCAUUGUUUCCUGGCAUUGGUGGACUCGGGUUGUAGUUUUCUUAUGAGCUAUACAAAUAAGUCCAUAAUGUCUUUAAAAUACAUUUUUAAAGGAGGGCUUUCCUCUCUGCUCGGCUUUGUAGGAGGAUUUCUUGGACCUAACAGUUGCUGUCAAAGAUGUAUCUGGCUUGGAGGAAGCCUUGUGGAAUAUGUAUGUGGAAGAAGAACAUUUUGAGAAAGAUAACUUGUAUCGAUGUGGAGCAUGCAAUAAAUUAGUUGAAGCCACAAAGGUAAUAUUUUACAAGUAUUGUUUACUCAGAUGUUGAGUAUAUAACAUCCUAAAAUAAGGCUAAUUAUCUUCUGUGCAAAAUUCAUUUAAAUGUAAAAUCCAUUCAUUGUGUCAUGUGCUUGGAUGGUUGCACUCUAGAUGAUGGAAACUUAUUCUUGUUGUAAUUGGAAGAAAUGGCCAGUGAAAUGUUUUGUAAUCAUGGGCAGAGCUAUGGUAAUUCUUCCAAGAUGCUCAAGUCACCCCUCUUCAAAAUGGUGCCCUGGAUAUGUUUUGGAGGGCUUCAGGUUGGGGAAGGCUGACAUAGAUCGUGGGAAGGGCAAGUAUUCUAUUGCAUUUCUGAAAGUCCUACUUCCCUUGAAAUUUAAAGGAGCUUCAUGAAAUAAAUAUAUUGCAGAACUAUGAUCCUCCUGCAAAUGUAGGGACUUGGUGCAGACCUGCUUUCAGUUCUUAUUGUCGAAUAUGGAUUACUAGAGUGUGAAAAUAUGAGAUGAUUUUAACUUUUCCAGAAUGUUUAAAAUAUAUUCUCUUGUUAAGUACUCUUAAUGAUUAUGAAUAAAAUCUGUAUGUUUUAAUUUAUAUAUAUUUGCUUGUAUAAUUUUACCUUGCAAAAUUAGGCUAAGCUGUCUACUCUUUGGAUCCCCCCCCCCGUGUAUUUUGUCUUAUUCAUGGACUAUCAUUAUAUUUGUAAAAUUUACAUUCCACCUUUCCACCCAAUUGUACUAGUAGCAAUAAGAUACAAAUAAAAUAAAAUGCAUUAAAAUGGGAAUAAAAUAAAAUUAAAAAAUAGAAAAACAUAGCUUUGGUCACCAAAAUAUGAUCACUUUCCUAAAAACGUUUUACUUAUUUUACAGUCUGCUAAACUACGCAAGUUGCCUCCGUUUCUCACAAUCUCCCUCUUGAGAUUUAACUUCAAUUUCGAGAAGUGUGAACGAUACAAGGAAAUAAGCAGCUAUGCAUUUCCAAUCCGGAUAAACCUCAAGCCUUUUUGUGAGCAGGUUGAACUAUUUUUAUGUGUCUAAAUUUUCAUCACUUUGAAUCAUUAAUGUUUUAUGCUGGGUGAUUUGGGGAUAAUUGCAGAAGCUGUGCUCUUGUUUACUGGUACAAUCUUCACUUAAUUCUAUGUCCAGUUUCUUACUGUAAAGGUUAGAAGAGGUACAUAUCUUAUUAUAGUAUCCCUUAGGGCUGCUUGGUCAAACAUUUAUUUAUUGCACUUACACCCCACUCUUUUCUUUAAGGAGCUCAGGGUGUCAUACAUGGUUCUCUGCAUUUAAUCCCUACCACAACUGUCUGAGGUAAAGGUAAAGGGACCCCUGACCAUUAGGUCCAGUUGCGGACGACUCUGGGGUUGCAGCUCUCAUCUCGCUUUAUUGGCUGGGGGAGCUGGCGUCAUGUGGCCAGCAUGACUAAGCCGCUUCUGGCGAACCAGAGCAGUGCACGGAAAAGCCGUUUACCUUCCCGCCAGAGUGGUACCUAUUUAUCUACUUGCACUUCGUGCUUAUGAACUGCUAGGUGGGCAGGAGCAGGGACCAAGGAACAGGAGCUCACCCUGUCGCGGGGAUUCGAACCGCCAACCUUCUGAUCGGCAAGCCCUAGGCUCUGUGGUUUAACUCACAGUGCCACCCGCAUCCCUGUCUGAGAUAUGUUAGGCAAAAAGACAGUGACUGUGCACAACCGUGCAGGAGUCUAACCUGGAGUAAGUAGGUUGUCCACACCAUGGAGGAAUGGAUGAGAAGAGUUCCUGAUGGUGGCUAUUUAUAUUGUAAAUGUUCAAGUGCCCCAAAACACUCAGCUGUAUCUCUCACAUUGGAAUAUCCAUGUAAUGGCCUGUACUUUGAUAUUUCCAGUUCAAUGCCUUCUGUUUUUCUUGCUCUGUCUUUGAUUGUUUUUACCUUACUUGUGGAAAUAGCUUUUGAUUAUUGUUGUUUUGUUUGUUUGUUUUUAAGACUGAAGUGGAUGAUUUCAAAUACAUGUAUGAGCUCUUUUCUGUUAUAAUACACAAAGGUGGCUGUUAUGGAGGACAUUAUCAUGUUUACAUCAGAGAUAUUGAUGAACUAGGAAACUGGCAGGUGCUAGUAAGUUGAUUUCUAUACUUGCAUACUUCGCAAAUAAAGAAUUAAGGCAUUUUUAUAUGAACACAUACUGGAGUGAAGCAUAAAUCAUCAUUCCUCCAAGGAGCUGAUGAUCACAUAUAUGGGAGUUAUCUCACUGUAUCUUUAUGCCUAAAGCAUUGUUUGGAAGAGAGUUAUGACAAAAGACUGUUAGAUGCAGUUCCUGUUGCAGUGUAUAGAUGAGUUUCCCCUUUGUUAUUUUCUCAGUUACUCUAUAUAAAGAGACGAGAUCAUAUGCGUUUUGAUUUGAUUAUUUACUUCCCUCCUAAAGCAUCUUAUGUGAUUAUUUAGAUAAGUAAAAAUGAUUUCUAGUAUUUAAAGGUUCUGAGUUCUCUGUAUCAGAUUUUACAUGAUUUCAGGACCGAAACUUCAUCUCUGAGGCCAGGAAUCUCUCAUAUGUUGCAUUGUAAGAGCACAAUUUUACAUGAAGGUUCAAUAGUAAGCCUGGGAAAAGCUCUUGGGAGGAAUUCAGUGUAAUGCUAUGGGAACUGCUUAAUCAGUGCAAGCAUUUUAGUUUGUUGGAAUGAUCCCCCUCUUCUCCCCUGCACACUGAUUUUUGGGGAGUCUCCUGACACACACCCUUAGCCAGUAUGGGGGCACACACGGGGAGGAAGCCCUAAUGCACUAGUGGAGUCUUUGCAUGGACUUCCACUAGUGGGAGGCAUUAGUUGAAUCCAGGCCCUUGAAGCCAUGGAGAGCUUCUGCAGGUCACAAUGAGCAGCACUAGUUAAGAGGAACCAGUAGCUUAAAUCACUGUCAAGCUCUUGUUAACAUGCAUUUAUAUUAUGUUUACUAUUCAGGGGAAUCUGCUAUUGUGCAGAACUAUAUGCAUGUUACACACCUGAGAUACACAAAGCCAAGUUUAUUUGGUGAAUGAAAAUUAACACCAAGUAGUUUCUCUAACACAUAUAAUCUAAUAUUUGCAAUCUUUAAUCUCAUGUUGUGGGCUACAGCUAAUGGCAGAGGAGGAGGAGGAGGAAUGGUGAGAAUUGGUAUUGAUAUACAUUAAUAAUACAUUUAAUAAAAAGCAUGAAAUAAUGACAGUUGAGUCCUACAUGAUAAUCAGUGGAAGGCAGAUAGACGUUUUAAAAAUGCUAGCCUUCCUUUGGCAUAACAGAAUGCACAGCUCUCUCUUUCUAGUUCUUUUUUCUUUUUUGAAGUUAUUUUUGAUCUCUUGGAGGAGGAAAGCAACAUGAAUGAUGAAGAUAAGGAUUUGAAAGAUAUUGAAAAUGCAAAAGAGAAGGAAAAUCCAUUACGAAUUUUAAGAAACAUCUUAUUGGAGGUAGAGUACGCCAGAAUACCUUUCAUGCUCCUUAAUUAUAUUUAAGCUGAUAUGUAUUUAAACUGUACAUUUCAACACUGCUGUUUUAAAUUCAGCUCUGAGACUGAACAUUUCAGAUUUUUCUCUUUAAAUAUUGAAGUUCAAGAUCUGCUGGAACUUUAUGUGUGUUAAAAUAAUUUUCUUUAUGUGUGUAAAAAAAAGUCUGUUACACAAGUUAGCAAAACUGAGAAGCAAACACAAGAUUUGUCUUUGAAACAAUUUCCCACUUAUGUCCUUCAGCUGCUGACUCUUAUACAUGAACCAAGACAGUCAUGGAGUCAGUAGUUGGUACAUAAAGAGGAACUUUUUAAAAAGCCACUUUGGUGCUCACAGUUCAGAGGGUGUGUUAAAGGAUCUGUUUGUGUUUGGGAGUGAUUAGGUGAGCUGUAUUAUAAUGGGGGAAGGGACCAUGUUUGGGACCCAAUUUGGCCCCUCUGCUAGCACUUGCCUGUCCCAUUUUGAGUAAUAAUUAAUUUUAGUGUCUGCAGAUCAGUCAAUAGUUAUCUAAUCUUGUAGGAAGAGUCUAAGGAAAUUGCUGUGGAUCGGUUGGCACAGAAACUUUUGGAGAAAAAAAGUGUGUCCUGGAACAAGAAAUACCGUAAACAGCAUGGACCAAUACGGAAGGUAUUUGAAGAUAAUUCUGUUUUAUCUCUGUUGGCUUUAAUCCUUUUGCACUUUACAAUAUGUCUUACACAGUUCAACAUAGAAAGUGAUACUACCUGAGUUAGUGGUGAUUUUCCUGUGGCAUGAGUGGCCAUCCUGUUGUUUUACACUUCCCAGCAGGUCUUGCUCCUACGGAGCAGUUGCCAGGACUGAAGGUCCCUGCUUUCCACCCUUUCUCAGGCUCCUCCUCUCCCAGAUGUUUCCCAAGCAGACUCAAAUUGUGUCUGCACACCUCUGGUUUCUGUUCUGCUCUCCUCAUUAUUCUCUGUGUUCUUGAAGAUCAGGGAGGAGGGGAGUUUGUUGCAGCGGGAAAGUCCCUGGAUUCUUCAGCAGCCUCUUGACCCCGCAGCCUCGGUGUCAGCCUCAGUGUCUGAACUGCUCCCUGUUGCUGGCUCUUCCUGCUCACUGAACCCUGUUGCUCCUUCAGCAUCCAGCCCCUCCUCCCAAUCCUCUCCCUCUGACCUCUUCUCUGUGUCCCACUACCAAUCCUCUGGCUCUGAGCUUUUGUACUUUGGGCUUUCCCUUGGUUCCCCAGCUGGUGCUUCCCACCACCCCUCUGUCUAGCCAUUCCCUGACAAAUAGGUAUGCCAGAAGCAUUGAUUUAGCUAAACACAAAGCUACAAUAUUUGAUUUUUAUAUAGGGUGGUGUGAUUUUUACGUUGUGGUCAAACCAGGAGCAUAUGCUGCAACACUGAACAAAGAUUGUUAGCUCUUAACUUUGUUACCUUUGUUCCUGUGAAGCUGUGAUCUAUUUUUAUAUUUUGUUUUUUCUUUAAUGGUUGGUUGACCAUAUUGAGUAUUUGAUUGACUGAUUCUAUCAAAGCCUUUCCUCAGAUUAUGGAAAAGAGACUAAGUACAAACUAAUAUAACAAUGAAGUAUACAGAAAAUCUCCAAGUUUCCAAUGAUUCUUACAUAUGCUUCCCUACAUAUAAAGAGAAAAAAUAUAUUAAACACAUUAUCUUUUUUUUUAUAAGAUAUUUAUUAAAGUUUCAACAUAUUACAAAAAUAAAAGAAAAAAGUUUAAAAAAGAAAAAAAAGAAAAUGAAAAUACAAGGUAAAAACAGUUAAAAACAAAUCAGUCUUUCCAUAUCUUAUCUUUCAUUUGCUUGUUUCCCUGACCUCCUCCCACCUCCCUUUUUUGUAUUCCAGUUCAAUUAGUUAAUUCAGCAAUUCCUUUCCCUCUUUGAUUUUAUCUUAAUCUUUUAUCUUAAUAUAUUAUAACUUUAGAUUAUCACCUGUUAACAAUCCAUUUUUACAUAUUCCUUUAUAACAUUGCUGCUAAAAACCACUUAACUUCAAUCCAACAUCAUUCUAACAUUCAUUAAUUUUGCAGUAUUUCUGUAGAUAGUUUUUAAAUUUCUUCCAAUCUUCUUCCACCGACUCUUCUCCCUGGUCUCGGAUUCUGCCAGUCAUUUCCGCCAGUUCCAUAUAGUCCAUCACCUUCAUCUGCCAUUCUUCCAGAGUGGGUAAAUCUUGUGUCUUCCAAUACUUUGCAAUAAGUAUUCUUGCUGCUGUUGUGGCAUACAUAAAGAAAGUUCUAUCCUUCUUUAACACCAAUUGGCCAACCAUGCCCAGGAGAAAGGCCUCUGGUUUCUUCAGAAAGGUAUAUUUAAAUACCUUUUUCAUUUCAUUAUAAAUCAUCUCCCAGAAAGCCUUAAUCCUUGGGCACGUCCACCAAAGGUGAAAGAAUGUACCUUCAGUUUCUUUACAUUUCCAACAUUUAUUAUCGGGCAAAUGAUAGAUUUUUGCAAGCUUGACUGGUGUCAUGUACCACCUGUAAAUCAUUUUCAUAAUAUUCUCUCUUAAGGCAUUACAUGCCGUAAACUUCAUACCUGUGGUCCAUAACUGUUCCCAGUCAGCCAUCAUUAUGUUAUGUCCAACAUCUUGUGCCCAUUUAAUCAUAGCAGAUUUCACCGUUUCAUCCUGAGUAUUCCAUUUCAACAGCAAGUUAUACAUCUUUGACAAAAUCUUGGUUUUGGGGUCUAACAGUUCUGUUUCCAAUUUUGAUUUUUCCACCUGGAAGCCAAUUUUCUUAUCCAAAUUAUAUGCCUCCAUUAUCUGAUAAUAAUGAAGCCAAUCUCGCACUUUCUUUGUAGUGUUUCAAAACUCUGCAGUUUCAAUUUGUCUCCCUCUUGUUCCAAAAUUUCCCAAUAUUUCGGCCAUUUGGCCUCCAUAUUGAGCUUUUUCUGAGCCUUCGCUUCCAUCGGUGACAACCACCUUGGGGUUUUAUUUUCAAGUAGGUCCUUAUAUCUUAUCCAGACAUUAAACAAUGCUUUCCUGACAAUAUGAUUUUUAAAUGCUUUAUGUGCUUUGACCUUAUCAUACCACAAAUAUGCAUGCCAUCCAAAUACAUUAUUAAAACCUUCUAAAUCCAAAAUGUCUGUGUUUUCAAGAAGCAGCCAUUCUUUCAGCCAGCAAAAAGCUGCUGAUUCAUAAUAAAGUUUAAGGUCUGGCAGGGCAAAUCCACCUCUUUCCUUUGCGUCCGUUAGUAUUUUAAAUUUUAUUCUAGGCUUCUUGCCCUGCCAGACAAAUCUAGAAAUAUCUCUCUGCCACUUCUUGAAACAAUCCAUUUUAUCCAAAAUUUGCAAUGUUUGAAACAAAAACAACAUUCUAGGCAAUACAUUCAUUUUUAUCGCAGCAAUGCGGCCUAGCAGUGAAAGCUUCAAAUUUGACCAAAUUUCUAAAUCUUUUUUCACUUCAGUCCAGCAUUUUUCAUAAUUGUCUUUAAAUAGAUUCCCAUUUUUAGCUGUCAUGUUAAUCCCCAGGUAUUUCACUUUCUUAACCACUGUUAAGCCUGUCUCAUUCUGAAACCUCUCUCUCUCAAUCGCUGUUAAAUUUUUCUCUAAGACCUUUGUUUUUAACUUAUUCAGUUUAAAUCCUGCAACCUGACCAAAUUCUUGAAUCAGUUCCAAAACUCUUUUAGUACUAGAUUCUGGCUCCUGUAAUGUCAAUACUAAGUCAUCUGCAAAUGCUCUCAAUUUGUACUGUUUAGCUCCGACUUGUAUACCUUUAACCAAUUGGUCCCUUCUAAUCAUAUUCAGCAGGACCUCCAGGACCGAUAUAAAAAGCAAUGGGGAGAUUGGGCAACCUUGUCGUGUCCCUUUUUCUAUCUUAAAUUCCUCCGUCACCACGUUAUUAACAAUUAAUUUAGCCUUUUGUUCUGAAUAAAUUGCACUUAUACCAUUUCCAAAGCCUUGACCUACCCCCAUCCCCUGUAGGUUCUUCUUCAUAAAACUCCAAGAAAUAUUGUCAAAAGCUUUCUCCGCGUCCACAAAUAUCAAAACUGCCUUGGUAUUAAUAUUCACUUGUAAUUUUUCUAAAAUAUUGAUUAUGUUUCUCAUAUUAUCAGACAAGUGUCUACCCGGGAGAAAGCCUGCUUGAUCUUUAUGAAUCUCUUCCACUAGCACUUUUUUUAGUCUUUUAGCCAAAAUAUCUGCAAAGAUUUUAUAAUCCACAUUAAGCAGUGAUAUGGGGCGGUAGUUCUUGAGCUGCGUCUUUUCAGUCUCUGUUUUCGGUAUAAGUGUGAUAUACGCUUCCUUCCACGACUCUGGUGCCCUUUUCCCAUCCAAUAUUUCAUUACAGACUUCCUUUAAAGGUUGUACUAACCAUUCUUUUAAAGAUCUGUAGUAUCUAGAAGUCAGUCCAUCCGGUCCUGGAGAUUUACCUAAUUGCAUAUUCUGAAUGGCACCUUCUACCUCCUGUUCAGUUAUUUUAUAAUUCAACAUUAAUUUGUUUUCUUGAGAGAUUUUUGUAAUCCAUUUAUUUUCAAAAAUCGAUCUAUAUCAAUUUCUUUCUGUGGCCCUUGUGUAUAUAAUUGUUUAAAGUACCUCUGGAAACAGUUUCUAAUCUCGACUGGGUUCUGUAUGUUCUUUCCUUCCACUUCUAGAUUUAUAAUAGUGUUUAGUUUUUGUCUUUUUUCAUUUGCCAGGCCAACAAUUUCCCACAUUUAUUAGCCGACUCAAAUGUCUUUUGUCUCAUUUGUUUAAUUUUCCAUUCUAUUUCCUGAUUCAUCAUUUUCAUAUAUUGUACUUGAUAUAACUUUAUUUCUCUCAAGAUCUCUUGCGACUUUGGUUUUGCUCUCAAUUUCUUCUCACUUUCCUUUAUUUUCUCCAAAAUUUUAUCUUUCUUCUCAUUUUGGAUUCUCUUCUUUAUUGCAUUCUGUUGUAUCAGGAACCCUCUCAUAACCGCUUUGCUUGCGUCCCAGAUUACUCUUUUUUCAACAUUAGUGUUCAUGUUUGUCUCGAAAUAGUCUCUCAAGGUUUUUUGGGCCUUCUUAGUCACUUCUUCAUCUCUAAAUAAGGUGUCAUUCAUCCUCCAUCUGAAAGAGCCAGUUGGUGUUAGUUUCAUCUCCAUCUUCACGGCAUUAUGGUCGGAGCAGGUUUUUGGACAAAUUUCCACUUUUCUUGUCUUUGGUGCCAUUCCUCUAGUUACCCAUAUUUGGUCAAUUCUUGUCCAUGUCAUUUUGGCUUCAGAGAAGAAGGUUCCCUCUCUACCCAAGGGAUUCUUUGUUCUCCAAAUAUCAACUAAAUCCAAGUUGUCUGUCAUCUCAAAAAAGGUUUUCGGUAGUCUACCAUCCUUAGUGACUACCUGUCUUUGUGCCUUGUCCAUAUUUGUAGAUACCACUCCGUUCAUAUCCCCCAUCAAAAUCACAUUAUAGUCCAAAUAGUCCAUCAAGGUCUCAUGCAACUUUUUAAAGAAUUCAGAUUUCCCCUCAUUUGGUGCAUAAACUCCUACUAUCAAAAAUUUCUCUCCUUGUAUUUGAAUUUCAAUUGCCACAAAUCUUCCUUGGUCAUCUUUAAAGAUAAAUUUCGGUGAUAAACUCUCCUUUGCAUAAAUCACUACUCCUCUUUUUUUAACUUUGUCCGAUGAGAUAAACUCUUGACCCAGUCUUUUGUUGAUCGAUACUUUUCUAUGUAGCCUUAUCACAUGUGUUUCCUGUAAACAAAUCAAGUCCAAUUGUUCCUUUUUUAAUAAAUGAAAAACUCUUUUCCUUUUCUGGGGGGAGUUGAGACCAUUAGUAUUCCAGCUUAAUAGUUGCAGAGCCAUGAUGUAGUUACUUUGCUUUUCCUCCAACUGCGCCAAGUGUUUGUUCUUGUUCCGUCGGGGGUAUCACUUUCUCUAAGCAGUCCAGUCCAAAAGGUAGUGUUGCUAUGUCUAGUAUUCCUCUUUCUAAUGCUCUUAGCUCUUCUCCAGAUUCUUUCUGCAAAUCUUCUUCGUGAUCUUUCAAAAAUCUUUCUUUGUCGCCCACUGAUCUUAUUUUUAUCUUUCUUCCUUUGAAGCUAAAAGAUAGGCCUUGGGGAAAUUCCCACCUAAAGAUAAUUCUGUUGCUUCUCAACAGGGCAACCAAAUCUCCGUAAUUGGACCUAAGGUCCAAAAGAUGUUUCGGGAUGUCUUUAAAUAUCUCCACUGUUGACUGAUGUAUUUCCAGAGUCUUCUGAAAGUGCAGUCUCAAGAUUUUGUCUCUCUCCUCUUUUGUUCGGAGGGUGAUCAAACAGUCUCUCACCCUGUUCUUCUUCCCCCCUCUUCCAAGCCUAACAGCACUCACUAUCUUAAAAUCUUCCUUCUCCAAAUCUAGGUUCCAAAAGUCUGCAAAUUCCUGCAUAAGAAAGUCAAUCAGAUUGUCUUUCUGAAGUUCAGGUACGGCCCUGAUCCUCAAAUUCGUUUGUUUCUCCUUCAAUUCAAUCAUAGACAACAUCGACCUGUGGUCCUCGAGUUGCCUAUGUAUCGGUGGUAUCUUCUCCUCUACAGCAACUGCUUUUUCCUUUGCUUCUUCAGCUGUCUUUCGGGUCAAAGUAGAUUCCUGUAGCAGUUUCUCAGUAGUUUCUGUGUUAGUAUUCACCUUCUGUCCCAAAUUAUUAAUGCUUGUAGUAUUUUGAUCAAUUUUAGUUGAUGCUUCAGCUACUUGUUUACUUAAUUUUUCCAAAGAUUUAUUAAUUUUGCCUAAUGCCAGAGCUAAAACAUCUUCAGAUGCCAUUCCUUUUCAUUUAAAUUGUACAGAAGCAGCCCCUGAUGGUGCAGAAGGGCCAGAUGCUGAUGCUCUUCGCGGCUGCCAAGAUUUACCAGACCUCGUUUUUUCUUGAAGCAAGUCUAUUUUUUCUUUUCCAUCUGCCAUAACACUCUAGCUGAAGCCCAAGGUCAAUCCCACGGCCAGAAUUUGUUUUGAAGUGGAAAAUUCCCCUGGCCCAGUUGUUGUAACAAUUUCAAACUUCCUCUAGGGGGACACAGUAACAGUCAAAGCUUGUUGCAUUAAAAAAAUAACUCUUUUUAAUCCCCCAAUUCACAGAAUAGGCAACAAUUUCAAUUUCAGUUAGUUUCCAGUUACUUUAAAAUCAAGAGAAGCCAGCCAGAAACAAUGUAUCUCUCUUGCAGAGUUAGCUGUCAAAAAGUACUCUAUUCACAAGCAGCACAUUUCACAAUACGUCAAUCUUAUUGUCCAUUGGCAGCCCGUUCCCAGGUUUUAAGCGGUGGAUUUUUAUUUCCUUUCCUCUCUUUUUGCAGGAAAAUAUAGUUCACACCUUUCCCCCCUCCUCUCCUGCAACCAAGGGGGGAACCGCUUGUUUUGAUGUUAGGAUUAUAGUCCUUUUCAAUCGACUUUCCAGGUCUUAGCUUACAACUUCUUUGCUUUACUCUAUUUACAAGAAACGGAAGGCGGACUUCCUGUUUAUGCCUCCCCGCUUCGGUGCCGAAUUGAGUCUUUAUUUUCCUUUAUUUCCAAAUUUAACCUACUCACGGGUAGUUGUUUUGUAGCCAGAUUGUCACAGGAAAAAGUCAGCGCUCUCUGGUAACGGCUGUGCGGCUUUGCUCCACGGAAGAAGCAGUUGACUCUCAGCACCGCGCCGCUUGCCCCGCUUCGCUCCGGAGCCCGUAAUUGGGUUCCUUUACAAAUUGGGGGGGGCGCGAAAGGUGCUCGCCGAGUCCCACGGUCACAGGCUUCACCCGCCUGUGAUUUUUUAAAGGGUCCCCGCUUCGCCGUAGUGGAACAGACCCGAUUUCCGUAGAGCCAGUCCUUCCGGAUCAGAGGGAGUCCGCCAUUACCGAUGGCGCCACCCCGGAAGUCUAAACACAUUAUCUUCCAUUAGUAAUGAUAGGUAAAUAAAAGUUGGGGAAGGCCAAUAUAUGUUGAACAGCCCUUUUCUUUGCACCUCAUAAAUCUUAGGAAUUGUUGGGAGAUGGAAAUUUUGCCUUUGGUUUUGACUAACCAAAAGUUAGCAUUAACAUCCAAAUAUGAACAAACUAGUUAGGCAUAACUAUGAUUUUUAUUUUUAUGCCAGCUUCAAAUUUGGCUUAUGAUACUGACUUGUUUUAGUUACUUUAAGCUGCAGCUAAUUUUAGAUAUGGUUAAGGGUGUAACACCAAAUACAGUAGCAGAAAACAGAAGAGUGAACUUCUGAAGAUACAGUGUGAGAGAAUAGGUGGGAGCAGCUCAGGCAGCCAAAUUCAGAAAAAUGCAGUUCAUAUCUGAAGGAAGUUAAUUGAUAGUAAGUAUAAUUAAUUGAUAGUUGUAAUAUUUUAAACUGGAUUUUAAUAAGACCUUUUUGUCACCCCCUUUCUCUUUUACCCUUUAGUUUUUGCAGAGUCAUUAUCCAACAUUUCUUCUAAGUUCUGAUGAAAGCAAAGUUAAGCUGAAUGAUCGUCAUAAACUCCAUUUUGGAUCAGCACCCCAAAGCAUCCCUCAGAACCAUGAGGUAAAGAUGUCAUCAGAAAAAGCAACAACAGGUUUACGGGAAUAUUCAUCCGAAUCCCAUUGGUUUGAUUUGAAUGACUCCAAAGUCCAGCCAAUCAGAGAGCAAGAGAUUGAGAAACAGUUUCAGGGGAAUGAGAGUGCCUACAUGUUGUUCUAUCGACAAUCCCAAAUGACAAGACCAUCUGAAGGUACAAAACGUAUAGUGUGUGGUUUGUGUCUUCAUAUUGCUUUUGGUUAUUUCCUCUUUAUUAAACAGUCAUGAAGUACCAGUUUGUACAAGGCUUAAAAAGACAAAAUUUUAGAGACAAAUGUUGAAAUAACAGAUCAGAAUGUUCCACUGGCUUCAGUAGCAAAACUUGUUAUUAAGUGUUGUGAGGAUUGUAUUCUUACCGAAACAGUUGUUGUGUUCUGAGCAGUUAGCUUUAGGGAUUUCCAUGAUCCUUCAGCAUCUUUUUUGAGGAAUGGAAGUUUUUGAGUGACUUUCUCUUAGUUUGUAGUUUAAUAAACUGUAAGCCAGAGGAAGAGUACCCUAGUGAUGUAAAAAGGAUAUGCAUGAAAAUCUGAAUUUCAGCACUUCCUAGCCCUUUUAAUAUGUGUUUUCAGUUAUUCAAUUAAUCAGUUUAUUUUGACACAGCUCGAGGAAAUCCAAGAUACCGGGUCCCCAUCCACCUCUUGAAUGAAAUGGAUGCCGCUAAUAUCAAACUGCAGAAGAAGAGGUAAGUCAGCUCUGAUGACAAACGUGUGGUGUGUAGUUCAUGCAGGGCUUCUGAUCAGGAUUGCAAAGAUCAUACAAUCAUCUUGCAGUCUUGGAAGCUUUUUGUUUCGGUGCAGGCUUCUAUGAACAGAACGGGAAGGGAAGGGAAGGGAGGUGAUAGUUGCAAAAACAAGCCACCCACAGCUUUCUUCUGCAAGCCCCCCACAUCCUUUGCCACUUUCCAUGUUGUUCCAGAAUCUCCCCCAAUGUUCUUGAGCAAUUGGAUACCUGUGCAGGGGUGCAGAAGGAAUGGGGAAUCAACCAAAUUACCUUUCUCCAUUGUAAUCACAGAAGUCUUCACUGGAUCAGAGAGCCUUCUCUGAUCAGAGAAUCAAUUACACUUUUUGAAAAUAUUAAAUUCCUUAUAAAAUUCCAGCACAGUGCAACAUGCAUAAUUAGUAAAAAAUAAAUAAGACUUUUAGAAUGACAUUUUAUGAAGUAAGAUACAAAUUAAAGAACUUGUCUUUACUGUGGGAAGUUUCUGAAGGUAUGAUUUGUAAGAAAAUUAAGUUUUUUGUUCAAUUGUGCUCAGAUUUUUCACUGAACAUACUCUUCUGUUAAUACUUCUUAAAGGGCAGAAUAUGACUUGGCAAACAACAAUAUUGAUUUACAGCUCCAUAUAUUUUCUCACUAUAAAUUUUACAAUGGAGCUCUGCACCCAGCAGUUUCUCAGAAGGAAAGUGUUCUAGAUCUUACGAUUGAUAAGAGAAAAACACUGGGAGAACUUCAGCAAUUGGUAUUUCAGGUAUUUGCUGUUAUUCUAUUUCCCCAAACUUUCACCGAGUUUAAGUUUCUUUAGUAAUAAUAGGCUUGUAGAACAAGCAAGAUUGUUUGCCUACAUACUUUGAUAUGUACUUUAGUAACUUGUAGAGUGGAUUACUAUAAGAUGACCCUUAUGUAUUAUAAAUUAUUUAGUACUAUGGCAUCCUUCAGGAGAGCCACAGCUACUUGUGUGAAUUGUUUAUAAACAACAUGAUUUACAUAGCCAUAUCUGCAUUUCUGAAAUAUAUUCACUUUUUGUGAAUAGUUGUUGGAAUUUUGGGAAGGAAACCUUGUUCUCAGCCUUGCAAAGCCUCUUCCAGCUGGACUGCAUAUAUACCAAACACUUGAAGGUAAGAUAUCUUUAAAAUUACAUACAUGUAAUUGUAAAAACAAUCCCCCACUCCAAAUACUUUUAAGGAGAUUAUACGUAUUUAUUGGAUUAUGCUGGAGUGACCAGUUAAUCCUUUCUUCAAAGAUACGUAUGCAUCUAAAAGCAUCUUGAUUGCUAUGGUAGACAUCUUCACUAAUAUCAGUUACCAUAGAAUUAAAAUUUUAUGUAUGCCACAUUUCUAAUAUGCACGAUUACCUUCCUCUUUUAAACAUGUCAUUGACACAGCAUUGAGUCAAUGAGGCAUAGCAAUAGUGGGGAACCUUUUUCAGCCCAGGUGGCAGUAGUGGGUAUUUGUGCAAGAAGCCAAAAGUGGGUGGUGCAAUGGACACGACUUGCCUUUGAUAUAGUAGAUUACAUCCAAAAGUCAGAAGGUUUCUACACACACAUAAUCUCUUUUCCCCAUCUGCAGAACAAGGAUGCAUUCCAGCUACGGAAAAACAGCUUGAGGAAUGCAUGGAGCAGCAGGGCUGAUGAGUGGUUUGGCCUGCCCUGGGGAGAGAGGGGGUGACCCAAGGGCUGGAAAGAAAACUGAAGGGCAAUAGCAACUGGUCCAUCAGGGCAAAUGGGGCACUACCCAACCAAACUCACCCUGCCCUUAGUCAGCCCCCUCUUGCCUUCCUCCCAUAGCUGUCAAUGUUUCCCUUUUUAAAAGGGAAAUUCCCUUAUUCUGAAUAGAAGAAGAAGAAGAGGAGUUUGGAUUUGAUAUCCCGCCUUUCACUCCCUUUAAGGAGUCUCAAAGCGGCUAACAUUCUCCUUUCCCUUCCUCCCUCACAGCAAACACUCUGUGAGGUGAGUGGGGCUGAGAGACUUCAGAGAAGUGUGACUAGCCCAAGGGCACCCAGCAGCUGCAUGUGGAGGAGCGGAGACGCGAACCCGGUUCCCAAGAUUACGAGACUACCGCUCUUAACCACUACACCACACUGGCUCAAUAGGCUCGCAAGAAAAGGGAAAAGUUGACAGCUAUGCUUCCUCCUUACUUAGAACCAGCCCAAAGGAUGGCACUGGCUCCUCCUUAGUCUCAGUGCUGCCUUCAUAGAAUUCAGCAGGGUAUAAGAGGGGAAUAACGCCAGAAGUGGUUGGCUCUGGCUUAGCCUACUGCCUCCUUGCCUUCCACCCUACCCUGUUGCACCAUGCUCCACAAAAGGCUGCAUCUGGCCCCUGGGCUUGAGGCAUAGGCAUGUUGCCUUGUUUACAUAAAUAGCUGUUCCUGACCACAUGGUUGGAUGUUUUUCUUUAAAAUUCUUUGGUGUUCCAAACGUCGUAUAAUAAUGGGAGGGAGGGUGAGCUAAACUUACUCUCUCUAACUAUUUUUCUAUGUGCAAUUAUUGAUCUGGAGGAGCAUUCAGUCAUGCAAUUCCCUCACUUGGCAGUCUAAAAUUUGCUUAGAAUGGGGUUGGGAGAACUGAGUGACAGAAAAAGAGCCCCCAAAGGGAGACGCACUCAUUUCAUUGCAUGGAGCCACGUGAUCUGCAUAAGGCUAAAUUCAACCUGCUGCAUCUAGUAAUCGAGUUUGUGCAAAGAUACAAUGUGAGGAUACCCUUGUGAUGCAGCUUUGCACCUAUAUGGUACAAGUAGAUAAAUGCUCACAAAUUUGUUUCUUCAAACUUCUUAUGCCUGGCAGAUUGGGGCUCCUAUCUGCAGUGAUUUCUGUGGGCAUCCAGACUUAAAGAAUAUGCACAUGAAGUAGAAGUCUCUGGAGAGGGGAAAUUAGCUGAUGAGCAAAGAUCUGUUAGUAAUAAUAAUAAUAAUAAUAGUUUUUAUUUAUACCCCGCCCUCCCCAGCCAAGGCCGGGCUCAGAGCGGCUUACAAGCAAUAAUAAGAACAAGAUGAAUGAUUACAACUUAAAAACAAAAAUAAAAUACAACAUUAAAAUAAUGGAACAUUAAAAUAUUAAAAUGUAGCCUCAUCGCAGGAGGAGAAGGAAAAGAAAGAGGGGGAGGGAAUCAAAUUGGCUCCAAGCCAAAGGCCAGGCGGAACAACUCUGUCUUACAGGCCCUGCGGAAAGAAAUCAGAUCCUGCAGGGCCCUGGUCUCAUGAGGCAGAGCGUUCCACCAGGCCGGAGCCAGAGUUGAAAAGGCCCUGGCUCUGGCUGAAGCCAAUCUAACUUCCUUAGGGCCCGGGACCACUAGGGUGUUGCUAUUUAUGGACCUUAAGGUCCUCCGUAGGGCAUACCGGGAGAGGCGGUCCCGUAGGUACGAGGGACCUAGGCCGUGAAGGGCUUUAAAGGGCUUUUUUAAUAGUAGAGAGGUGGUAGCUUUUAUUAGUUUGUUGGGCCAUGGGAGAAAGGUGGCAUUCCUACUAUUCAGACUUGUAAAAUAAUAAAUUUUAACACAGACAUUUCAGAAGCAAAUUUAAAUAAUUUUUAUAUCACUGUACAUCACAUUGGCAAAGACUUCUGGGCAUAAUGUUUCCUGGGCAGGUUAAGUGGUUACACAUGUGUUGCCACAAAGCUCUCUUACCCCAUUGCUGCAUCUGUUGGGCUGGACGAGGAUCAGCUACAUAGUUGCAGCUGGAAAGGCAUGCAAGUAGUAGGUUUUUUUAUAUAUGUGAUCCUGUUGCAACCUUCCAACAGUUUGACUUCAUCCCCAAAGGCGCAGUUCUCCAUACUGUCUCCUGAGACAGACGUAUGUCAACAACAACAUAAACAUACAUGAAACACAUCAAGGAAAUACAUUUUCAAAGAUUCUUGUGUGGUGCUGAUGAAAAAUACCGUAGAUUUGUCCUUUGUCUUGUUUACUAGUAAAUUUUGGAUGGUCCUACUAUUUCUUUCCUAUGUGGCAGAAGUAUUAGACUGGCAAAAAGAUACAAAUUCUUUCACAAUAAAUAACUUAGAACAAGCCUAACUAAAGAAUACAGAUUAAUUAACUUAAUGCUGUAAAUUGGCUUUUGGGCUGCAUAGUUUGGGGGUUUCCUCCGUUUCAGAAGGAGAAAGCGUUUAGCUAAUAAAGUUACACUUUACAGUGAAACGAAGUCAAAUGUUGUUGGAGAUUCUUUAGACAUAAUUGGCUUAUAUAAUUGUGAAGGGCCUUUUUACUUUUCAGUGUGUCUUUUUGGAGUUAAAAAACUAUUUUGUUUGUCAGGGGAUGAUUCUACGUUGAGUGGCAUUGGACUUUCUGAUGGAGCCAAUAUAUUCGUGUGGAAUGGAAAAGAGGUACAAAACUAUCUACCUUGUGAAUGGGACAAACACAUUUUGUUGUUUUUAAAGUUUAUUUUCACUUUAAAGCUCAUUAUUUGUUGAAUUGCAUGCCAUGUCUUAAUUAAUGGCUAGAGUCUGUUUAUGCCUAGAAGAAACAUUGGUUUCGUUUCCUUGUGGCAGGAUCUUGUUGUUCUGCUAUCAUUCUUGUGUCAUUUGCUUUUCUUGUUAGGAGUUUGCUUACCUGUGCCAGCUGUGUGCAUAUUAUUUCAAUUUUCACAAAGCUCAAAAAUUAAAUGAUAGCCACAAUAGUUUCCUACACAAGGGCGCAAGCACACACAACUGGAUAUCCCUAUCAACCCUGUUGCCCCCCCCCCCCCCCGGCAAUUUUACUGUUGUAUAACUAACACUUUUUCUCAUCUAGUGGCCAAAUGCAUUUUUUAUGAGCGUUCUGUGUUUUCAUAGAAUCAUAGAAUCAUAGAGUUGGAAGAGACCACAAGGGCCAUCGAGUCCAACCCCCUGCCAAGCAGGAAACACCAUCAGAGCACUCCUGACAUAUGGUCGUCAAGCCUCUGCUUAAAGACCUCCAAAGAAGGAGACUCCACCACACUCCUUGGCAGCAAAUUCCACUGUCGAACAACAACUAUUAUUAUUAUUAUUAUUUUUUUUUAUUUGUGGUUGAAAUGGACUUUGUUGUUGGGUGUUCAUGCUAUGCAUUUUAAACAUUUGUGGUGUGAUAAUGUAUUAUGUUUUUACCUGUAAGUUACCUAGAGGCAUUUCACCCCCUUCUGAAUAGUUGCAUAUGAAUGGAUACUAACAUCUAUUUGGAUGCUUUAGUUAAGAUUCCUGCUUUGCAGGGGGUUGGACUAAAUGACUCUUGGGGUCCUUUCCAACUCUACAAUUUUAUGAUUCUAAGAUCUGACUUGAAUGAUUUACUGCUUUGUAUGUUCUAUGAACAUUUAGUGAUUUAAUAAGAAUACAGUAAAAUUACCUGCCUUUGAAAUCAAUUAAAUAUUUCAACACAGAGGCUUGCCAACUCCCUGAUUAAAGCCUUCACAUUUUAUUACACCUUAACAAAUUUUUGAAUAUUAAUUCAGGAUAUUGCUCAUAGUAUACUGCUUGUGGCAUACAAGGAAGAUCAUGGUUUUACAGAAACCUGCACUUGAAGCAUUAACUAAAUGUUCUCUCAGCUCAUUAUCUGUGCUCAAAUAAUUCUGCUUUGUUUCUAUAGGUUGAUGGAGUGGAAGUUCUGACUGGCAUUGACCAUGAACCUGUUCUUAUAAACAUUCUGCGUUUAGCUGGACAUAACGAAGGACGAGUGGGACAGCAAUUUAUGGAAUCCCAGCAUGUAUUUCCAUGUAGUUCAAACCUGAGAGCUAUUUGUGAUGCUUUAAUGUCACCCGAAGGGAUUGUCUUAAAGAACCAUUCAGGGUCUGAGAAAGACUCUGAAAACUGGAAAGUCAUUCCUGAAGAAGAUAUGAAACAGACGCUCAGAAAUAUUGGACUCAAGAAUGGAAGCUCAAUCCUAGUUUUAGACAGCCAUGACCAAAGGUAAAUCUUGUGAAUUGAAUUGAGAUUAAGUAUUUAUUCUCCUUUGAUGUUUCAUUGUGUAAUUCAGUGGUGGAAAGCUAUAUGACAAGCCAGUUAUGUGUUUUGGUGAUUUUAAAAAAACCUCUAGGACCCAUGCAAUAUUGAGGGCAGUUUAUGUGGAAAGAAUGGGAAAUGGCCAUCUCAGUGCCCACUCACGCAGGUGUCUCUUGACUGUGAUCCAAGUGAGACUCAGCAGAGGUCCUAAUUUUCCCGUGAGGCAGUUUUCCCUAAGCCACACCCACCUGUUACAUAUUUACCUAAUAUGUAACAUUAAGUGUGGGACAGGUGUUGAUGUGACGGCAAAGAAACUUCCUAUAGUUUCUUGGCAAACUGGGUUUGUUAUUGGUGCGUUUUAAAUUUGGCACCAAAUGCAAGCCGUACUGGGACUGGUUCCAGUUGGGAGCUCCUGAUCAGAAUUCCCAAGUGCAGCCAAUCCCUGCCAGAAGGAAGGUUUGUAGGGAUUUGUUGGUGAUACCUGCAAUCCCCAUUUUGAUAGGGGAUUGCAGCCUGUCUGGAGUUUAAGCCAGACUGCAAAGGAAGAAAGGAAAAAAUUAGAGCGCACUUAAAAGUGCCGUCCCAAUACUUCCCUUUGAAGAUUGGCCACCUGAAGCCAUGGUGGCACCAGGUGAUUGACAGGUAGGCACCCCACCCACCUGUCAAAGUGGCCCACAAGGGAUGAAGGAGCCUUACUUAAUCCCGUUUAACCCUAAAGAGGCUAUUAGGGUUGGGGGCUGUGCCUUGCACUGUACCCUGCAUUGCACAAGGAGGCUUCAGCAGUGGGAGAGGACACUUUUUUCCUUUCUUGUACUCUAGAAAUGUCUUGCGCCAUCCUGCUAAGGCUUUCAGGUUCAAGCUGACAGUGACAGGUUGUCUCAGAAGAGUGAGAAAUGAAAUAUUUCAACCCUUUCUCCUCCCGCUCCCAGUUUUUUCUCCCUUCCCCCUCCCCCGUGUGCCCUGAACAGUGCUGCAAGGCACCUAUUCCAGGUUACCUGGGACCAUGAACAGGAAUUCUCCUACUAGUGGCUGUGACAGUAAUGCUUUUUUUUUUUUUUUGCACACGCCACCACUUUAUAAACAUCUUUGAUAUAAUUCAAGUGGGAUUCUGUUGUCCUUCUUCUGCCACCACCUCUUUUCACUAUCUCAAGGACUCACAGCUGGUAACAAUGUUUUUGCAACCAAAAGCAUAAAUAUAAUGAGCAAGGUCCAUCAGUCUGUAGCUGCAGCCUGGUGUAAAGCUCAGUGGAGCCCCUUUUCUUUCCCUCCUCUCUUACACGAUUUAGGGCAAAGAACAUGUAGGCAAGAGAUUUGUUCUCUGUUUAAGGGUAUUUGCUAAAAGUCAUGCCAGCUGAGAAGUUUUAUAUGAAAAUGAUUUAUCACGGUAAAUAAUUCUGAAUGUGACUGGGAUGUGUAUUUCAGAAUCUGCUUUCCUUUUCAACAUUUCCUUCUAAUCCUUUUGUGCUGGAGCUCUUUUUCAAGAUGCCUAAAUUACACCGCCACCUUCUUUUCUGUCUCUUUCCAUAGCUCCACUUCUGUGAGAGAACCUAAAUUUAAUUAGUUUCAUUCCCACAUUUAUUACCUAAACCCACCAAUGCAGAGAGUUCUUGUGUCAUUUUGUAUAGUUUCAUUUCUGUUGUUGUGGGAAUGCAUAUUUCCAGUGUACUUUGUUAGAGAUUCUGUGUUGGCCCCAGCACAUUAGUACCCAUAUACAUGAUGUCAGCAGGCUUUGACUGGAUCUAGGUCCUGGAUUAUGUGCAGUCAGACUGGAAUUUUAAGGCAUCUGAAGGGUUUCUGUGGGAAUAGGAUUCAUAGGGCAUACUUUAAGAAAUAUAUGGGUGGAUGUUCCAGUAUAGGAAAUUAACAUAUAGACAACGUUGAAGUGUUUUAUCAGCUGUGGUCUGAGCUGGCCAUAAAAAUGCCAGCAUUGCAUCCUGAGGUAUAGCAGUCCAUCAGAUUAUCCGAAACUAGUGUUGUUGUUAAUUAUGCAGUUGGCUCAAUCAGCAGCAAUGUGGCUAAAAAUCGCCACCAGCAGAUUUAAACCACAGCUAUCAUGGAUGGGUUCCAAAGCUUCUGCAGGUUCACUCAAGGACACUAUGCCAUAUAAAAAACUGCUUUUGAAAGUCUCACUGAUUUCAAAAUAUGAUUGCUCUGCACCACCCUUUUCAAGCAGUCAGAAGCCCCCAAACCCUUUGGACCCAGAAUUCUAAGGGAUCUGUAGCCCAUGGGUUGAAAGGUUUGAACGGAUUUGCACUAAGUAUAUGUAUGUGCAACUGCAUUCAUCUUGAAAUGCAGCUGGUUAUCUUUUUUCUUUGGGCUAAACUCUAGGUUGAAAUCUGCUUGGAGCAGACAUUAAGGCACUAAGAUUACUUAACUUAGAAGUGUGCCAUACAUAUUCAUUGCAGUGUUUGAGUAAUUAAUAAAUAACCAAAAGAGGAGAAGGAUAAAGAGCAAGAAAUGUAGUAGGCACAUGAUACUGACUAAAAUCAGAUUUACCACCUGGUGUUGUGACUUCUGACACUUGCAUGUAUAGUACUGCCCACCACAGUGUCUCCUUGAUGACAAUGGGGGAUUGGGGUUGUGCUGUGACUGAUAUUUGCAAUAUUAGUUUAUUACAUAAGAACGAGACCCUACCUCGCUGGGUCAUUUAGUUGCUUAGAUUAGUACCAUUGUUUAGAAUUCAUUUCCCUGCAUUUUGUCUUACAUGUGGUGCACAAUUAUGCAUUCUAAGCAUGUGUUGUUUGCAGCAUGGUGAAUGUGGCAGGCGGCAAUUUGACUGCUUUUACGCAUGAUAUCAGCUGGUUACAAGUAAAAAAUUUCUGUAGAUUGGAGGCUGAAGAGAUACAAGUUAAAAUUACUGCAACUAUUGAAACAGUAAGUAAAGCAACUGUGAUUGCACGGCUCUGAGAGAUUUCAUCUCCACUGAUUCAUUUCCUUCCAUUCAAUUCAGCUCAUCUACUUUGUUUUGCUUUCUAAAUUGUCCAAGUCCAGAAAGUUGUUUACCUUGUUACUUUUGCCUGCUUGUGUUUUAGAUGCUUAUAGGAAAGUAGGAAGAUGUGCAUAUAUUUGUAACACCCCUAGUGUCAGCUGUGAAUGUGAGGACUGAUUCACACAUUGCUUUUUAAACUAGGGCACAAAAACACACGUUUAAAGUGCUAAACACAUAUGGCAGACAUACAUUUAAAUAGCUUUGCUUGUCUUCAAUAAAUGGGUUGUACUCAGUACAGCGUUAAACAGAUAGUACAUCAGCACAAGAAUUUCUCCUUGCACGGCGGAGCAGUCACCCCCUCUCCUCCCUGUGCACCCCCUAAAUUUGCUGUGGGGUUUCCGCCACCCUCUGGAGCAGUUCAGGGGAUGAUGCAAGGGCACACACAAGGGAAGGAGGGGAAAACCACAUUGCGCUAGCACUUUGUGCUGUUUAGUUUCAUACAACCUGAAGUAUUUAUGUAUUUACUGUUUGUACUUGGGCACAUAUGUUUGGUAUUUGCAGCUGACUCCUUGCAUAAUUCCAAUACAUGUGUUACUGGACAUCUUGCCCUUUACCUGCAUGCAUCUUAAGAACACAAGUUGGGAAAUGUGAUGUAGGAAGUAGUCUAUUACAAAAAAGGACUGAAAUACAAUUAAAAUAAACAAGUUCCAUAUUACACACUUUUUGUGUCAAGGAAGUUAAAAAUGUUUUAGUAAUAGCUCAUUAGGUUAUGGAGAAACAUAAUUGAUGCAAGUUGGGGAGAUUCUUUUAAAAUGCAAAUAGCUGCAUUUUAUGGCUCAAUAAUACAUUUAAGUCUAUAUUCAUAGUCAACAUACCUUAUUGACUUUUCUAUAUUUCCUGUUCAGCUUAUUCAUCUGAAAAUAUACAAGGUUUUAUAAGAGUAAAAGAAAUGCAGUAAAAUGAAAUUUUUGGCUGCUAAUAAAAAUGUUUCAGCCAUCAGCUGUUAAGGGGGUACUAAAACAUAAACAUUUAUGAAAUCUGCAUUCCUUUGCUGAAUCACAUUUGCAUUUAAUUAAUGGUUUUUAUUUUAGGUGAUGGCAGACAUCAGGAUUAAAGCAAUAGAAGAAAUGCAGUUGGACAAGGAGCUAGGUAAAAUAGUUCUACAAAAUUUAAUUUUGUGUAGUUGGUUAUUUCAGAGUUGGUGUUGAAGAUAUCAAGUGGUAUCAGAUCCAACAAAAGCUGCUACUAGAGGAAUUUUCCUUGAUUUCUUCCUUACCUCUGUGGCAGCUUUUAAGAGGAUAUAGGCGGCUGCAGGAGGAAGGAUGAGUAGGUGAAAACAGCCUCCAUUCACCCUGAACUGCAUUUCCUCCAGCAGGUGCAACCUUGGGAGCAGAAUUAUAUGCAUGGGACAUGUUAAUCCAACCCAUUUAUUCUUUUGUUUAAAUCGUAGAUAAAACAAUAGGCAUGUGGGUUUCUAUCAGUUCUAACAGAAACUGCUAACAAAAUGUAUUUGUGUACAUACAAAAGCUAUCAAGGGAAGAUGUAUGGACAGAAGAAAUAGUAAUUGCAUAUUAUUAUACAGGCAUGAGAGCACCUGUGUGAUUAAGGCAGAGGGAUCAAGCACUUUCUACUACAGUAAGUCUACAACAUACACAGGGGUUACAUUCUGAAGAUCACACCUAAAGCCAAAAUCACAUAGAGACAAAACUCAUUAGAUUCAGUGGCAGGUGGGAUUGCCAAAGUCAUCUUUCCCAGAACCCUGCCCCCUUUCCAUUUAUAUUUUUGCCACAAACAUAAAGCUGAAUGCACACGAGUUAAAUGCACAUAAGUUGUGAGCUUACUGUGUUUCAAAGACUGAACAUUAUAAUUGUUCUAAAAAUAAGACAAUUUGCCCCAACCACACAGUUCAUUUUCUGGAAAUGUUUACACAUGCCCUUGAACAUCAAUGUAUCUAUUUUUGUAAAUGUUUCUAAUCUCAAAUUAAUUUAAUCUCAUUGUUUGAAAUUUGUUUUUCUAUUUUGAAACACAUAUACUCUGGCUUGGAAGGGAUAGCUCAGUCAGUAGAGCAUGAGAUUCUUAAUCUGUAGGUUGUGGGUUUGAGCCCCACACUGGGCAAAAAGAUUCCUACAUUGCAAGUGGUUGGACUAGAUAACCCUUGUGGUCCUUUCCAACUCUACAAUUCUGUGAAACUAAGACCCUGAUGUUGGGAAAGAUGAGGGCACAAGGAGAAGGGGACGACAGAGGACGAGAUGGUUGGACAGUGUUCUCAAAGCUACCAGCAUGAGUUUGACCAAACUGCGGGAGGCAGUGGAAGACAGGAGUGCCUGGCAUGCUCUGGUCCAUGGGGUCACGAAGAGUCGGCCACGACUAAACAACAACAACAACAACAACAUUUUGUUCUGCAUUCCAACCUGGAGGAGCAAUUGGCCAUUCAAUUAAAUUGUCUUUCUAUUAAUGAGGUGAAGAAAAAUUAAGGCAAAUGAAACUUCAUAGAUUUGUAUUGAUUCCAUCUUUAUUCUCUUUUUUCACGCUGCAGUUAACAAUAGCUGUCUCAGGCCCAUUAGCAAAAAUGGAAAACUUCUUUGUCCAGGUAAGCUCAUAUAUCAGUCCUCCAAAUACAGCUUAAUGCAGCUGUAUGUUUAUGGUUGUGCUAUCGUUUUUUUAAACAGAAGUAGGGUUUAUGAUCAGGCAACCAUUUGUUUUGUCUAUGUUAUUUGCAGCUUUUUUUAAUUAGACAUCAGAUUCAGCUAUACAGCAGCAGAUAAAAAGUUUAAAGCAGGGGCCAGCAAACUUUUUCAUCCGGGGGCCGGUCCACUGUCCUUCAGACCUAGGCGGGGGGCGGGAGACUAUAUUUUGAAAAAAAAAUAAUGAACGAAUUCCUAUGCCCCACAAAUAACCCAGAGAUGCAUUUUAAAUAAAAGGACACAUUCUACUCAUGUAAAAACACACUGAUUCCCAGACUGUCCGCGGGCCGGAUUUAGAAGGUGAUUGGGCCGGAUCCGGCCUCCAGGCCUUAGUUUGCCUACCCAUGGUUUAAAGUGUGUUUUGGGUGCAAUAUACAGUGUGACACUAGAUGAUGGUGGUGAGCCUUAUGGAAAAUUCAAUGUGUUUUAAAAAAUGCUGUAAAAAAAGCAUUUUCAGAACAGUUUAUAUGUGUGUAGAUUCCACCUUAUGGUUGCAUUGCAUAUUAUAUCAUAGAAUUGUAUAGUUGGAAGGGACCCCAGGGGCCCUCUAGGCCAACCCCUUGCACUUCCCUUCACUUUGCCAAGCUACAUAGACAUUAGUUUAUUCUUGUUGGUAAAUAGGGGAAAGGGUGUUUUGAUUUUUAAACUUUUAACAUUUGCAAGGGAAUAAAGACUACCCACCCCCACAUGGAACUGGGUAAGAAAGAGGGGAUUGGUGUUGUUUUUUACUGAAGCCAGGAGGCUAAGCAUGAGAACAGAAGCUGGGGGGGGGGGAGAAGCAAGAAUUGCAGAAUGUUUUAGCUGGAGAAUCAGCAUAAAAGGAAUCUUUGAACUGUUGUGAAUUGCUUUCACAGAAAGAGGAAAUGAAUUAAAUCUGGAGAAAAGGAUCAAAGGAUUUGCCAACAACAAUAAAACAAUUGGAACUUUGCAUUUGCAUGUUACCAGGGGAUUAAGUUCUUUGAAAGAAUAAUUAUUUUAAACUAACAUCUAUGUAGGUUGGCAAAGUGAAGAGUAAUUAUAUUGGAUUUAUCAAAAAUACCUUAUAGUUAAAUAAUAGUACAAGCACUAACUGAAAUAUGAACAGCCAAUCGAAAAGAAUAAAGGAAAAAAUAAGUAAUGAUAAAAUGUUAAACUAUUUCAAGUAAAGGACUGAGAAGCAGAGGCUCCUGGGUGUAUCAGUGCCAACUUCCAUGGUGUUAUUAGGUAUCAUCUAUAGCAGGCAUGUCCAACAGGUGGAUUGUGAUCUACUGGUAGAUCACUGGACGUCUGCGGUGUGUCACUGGUAGAUCAUUGGCUCCUCCAAAGAAGCUGAACAAUUGUGACUCCCCUAAAAACAGCUCAACAUUUUACCUCCUCCCUGAAAAAGCUCAACAACUUUGACUGCCAGUUUUUAACUCUGUGAGUAGAUCGCAGUCUCUUGUGAGUUGGCCCCCCCCCCCGAUCUAUAGAUAGGUUUCAAGGUGAGUUCCCUUCUUUUGGCUGAGAUGGAUUUAAAGGGAGGUUUAGACUACAGUUCGGUCCAUUGGGUAGGGUCGUGCUAAACUCAGUGCCCUGCACCCCUGCCUCCGGUGAAGUUUUCCACUUCCAUUGACGGCAGAAGCUGGCUGCAGACGGCAUCCACGGGCUCACAUCAUCCCUCCCCUCCAAAUUCCGGGGGGGACCGGGACCGGAUAAGCCUCCUCUGGCCCCCCUCCCUCCCUCAGGCUUUGGAAAGCCUCAGGGGAACUACUUCCACGUUUGUGGCCAGAAACAGAAGUCUAAACCCAGUCUUUCUAAUUUGUAUGAGGUGCGGUGCAUUUUGGAGUUUCCUGAUUAAUUUUUACAUUACUGCUUUAAGAAACAAAGCAUGAUUCUUUGUUCCUGUUUUGGACUACUUAAGUGCCUGAGGAUUAUACUGUUAAAGAAGCAGAGCUGAAAAUGGGAAGCCUUCUAGGACUGUGCUCUGGAAAAGCUCCAACAGCCACUGAGGUAAGACAAACUGUAUAAGAAGGUUUCACAAGGGCUUUUGGAAACAUUUGUCACUAUUUUUAUUCUUGUCAUUUUGUUGUUGGCACUGUUAGUGGCAGAAUGAGAUAAGUGUACCUUUGGGUGAAGCCCACGCCUUGCUGAAGUUUAAUCCAAUGGUUUGUUCCCAUGGAUUCCUCCACUAAAAUAAGCUGAGUGGAGGCAAUUUUCUUUCAUUUCCCCCUCCCAGAUUCAGUUUCUGCACCACCUUCCAUAUUGUAGAGGGUCUCCAGCUCUCUGGAGCAGUUUUGCAGAGGGCUGCAGUGGGUAGGGUGAAAAUCCCCUAGCUUCCUCUUACAUAAGCAGAAGCUUCUGUUGGAUGAAAAGCAGUCAUGCAAGCAGAAUGGUUGUGUUAGAUUCCACCCACAGUGUGUUUAAGGCAUGUCACUGCAUUGUUCACAGCUAGUGUACUGAAUAUUACUAGUUUCCUUUGAAAUUUCCUUAAAUCCCAGUGCUGGGUCAAUCUUUUAUUAGCAAUCAACAGAACCUUUGGUUUGUUUGGGUUCAGAAAACUGUGAUCUUAUAAGGGGUAACAGUAAUGUAUUGAACCAUUGCUCCCUAGUUAUUGAACAUAGAACUAAAUGAAACUUACACUGUCAGGGUUCAAAAUAGUAGCCUGAAUGACUAGCAUCAGUUCCCAAUAGUGUCUGGAGGGGGAAAGUAACUCUUAACCUUCUGCUUUAGAUCCUUUAACUGAAGAUACCAGAGAAUGAACCUUAAAUCUUUUGUAUAUGUGCUCUGCUAUUAACUUUUGCCCCUCCCAAACUAAAAAUACAGUUGAAAAAAGGAAUUUACAGAGCAAUCCUAUUGAGUUGGGGAGAGGGAGGAUCAAUGGUGGAUGAGCAGUCAUACACUAAGCUUUGGUGGGCUCAGGCUGACAGGGUGGAAGGUAAGGGGAAGGCAUAUUUUCUUUCUGGUCCAGUGGGAGUGAAAAUAAAUGUACUUUCUUCCAGCAGUGUGUUUGGCGUAUGUGAGAGCUUUGGAUCCAGUGGAUUUGAUCUAAGCCUUGGGAAUGCCUCCAUUGUGCCCUCUGUGCUAUUGGAGCAUUAAUGGCAGGGAAAUACAGAUGGUGGUUCCCCCCCUCUCCCAUACUGUCUGAGAAGAGGCUUACAAGGGCAGAUCAUCCAGUCUGCAAGUGGAUCUCCUCCUCCUCCACCUGUGGAGAGAGAGAUCCACUAAAUUCUGUAGCUCCUGGGACGCCAUCCCAAAGAACAUAGGAUUGUGCACUUACACUUGUUUUCAGCCACAUACUUUCAUUUUAAAUUCAAAACACAUUAUGGAUGCUUACAUUCAAAUAUUCAUAUUUCAGACAUAGAAAUAUUUCCCCUCCCCCCAAUCACCUGUGAUAAGCAACAUUCUUCCCCAGAGGAUUAAACAGGGGAGCUUUUGUUAAUUGAAAGACUGUUUUGUUACUGUUUUAGGUCAUUGAUAUGUCACUAAAUGCCAAACUUUACAAAAAUUACAAACUGAUUUGAUGACCUAUUUUCAUGGCUGCCAUAUUCCGUAUUGGAUUAUGUGUCCAUAAAAUGCUUUAAUCUUAAAAUGUGAAGUAUGCUGAGCUUAACUGUAUAUGGAGCAAGAAACCUGAUUAAUCAUCUUUCUUCUAGCUUUUUCUGUAUUAUAUUGUGGGCCAUGAGCUUCAGUCUAGUCCAGAGAUGGAGAUAGUGGUGGAGGAAACUACAACUGUAAGAGAGGUAAAUACAGGAGCUAUAAAUUCUGUGUAAACACAUUGCUGUAGAGAUAUUUCAAAAUUCUGGUAUGGCCACUUUGUACUCUAGUACUACCACUAUAGCACUGUAGUGCUGUUGUAGACAGUGGUUCAGAAUUGAAUGUUCCUCUGGAGAAACCAAUCUUAAAAUGCAAAAAUGAAUUGGCUUUUUAGGUUUACGUAAUUUGAUCAGUCUAAUCAAAGAUUAGCAAACAAUAAUAAUAAAUAAAUAAAUAAAAUGAGGCUAUGAGCAAAUGACAUAUCUAUUUUGUUCUGUGUGGUGUAAUAGGGAAUGAGAAACAAAGUCUUAAACAUGGCCUUUUUAAGGUUGAAGUGGUAGUUUUUAAUUUAAAUUGUAUGUUUGCUGUUAGACUUAUGCAGACAGUUAAGAGUACAUCUUCCCACAAUACUGACCUAAUUCCUGGUUUUAACAUUUUAUGUGUGUGUGUUUUUGUAUGGUUCUAUGUUCUGUUUCCUAGUUCUUCUGGAUCUCUCAGUGGCGUUUGAUACCAUCGACCCUGACAUCCUUCUGGACUGUCUAAAGGGGCUGGGAGCUGGGGGCACUGUUAUACAAUGGUUCCGCUUCUUCCUCCUGGGCCUUGUCCAGAAAGUGGUGUUGGGGGAUGAGUGUUCGGACCCCUGGGCUCUCACUUGUGGGGUGCCUCAGGGUUCCGUCCUCUCCCCCAUGCUUUUUAAUAUCUAUAUGAAGCCGCUGGGAGAGAUCAUCAGGGGGUUUGGGCUGGAUGUUCAUCAGUAUGCAGAUGACACCCAGCUCUACCUCUCUUUUAAAUCAGAACCAGUGAAGGCGGUGAAUGUCCUGUGUGAGUGUCUGGAGGCAGUUGGAGGAUGGAAGGCGGCUAACAAAUUGAGGUUGAAUCCUGACAAGACAAGUACUGUUUUGGGGGGAUGGGGCGGGCAGGUGUGGAGGACUCGCUGGUCCUAAAUGGGGUAACUGUGCCCCUGAUGGGCCAGGUAUGCAGCCUGAGAGUCAUUUUGGACUCACAGCUGUCCAUAGUGGCACAGGUCAGUUCUUUGUCCAGGGCAGCUGUCUACCCUCUCCAUCUAGUACACAGGCUGAGACCCUACCGGCCCACGGACUGUCUUGCUUGGACUACUGCGAUGCGCUGUAGUGACCCAGAAACUACAAUUAAUGCAGAAUGCGGCAGCUAGACUGGUGACUGGGAGUGGCCGCUGAGACCAUUUAACACUGGUCCUGAAAGACCUACAUUGGCUCCCAGUACAUUUCUGAGCACAAUUCAAAGUGUUGGUGCUGGCCUUUAAACACCCUAAACGGCCUCAGCCCAGUAUACCUGAAGCAGCGCCUCCACCCCCCAUCGUUCCGCCCAGACACUGAGGUCCAGCUCUGAGGGCCUUCUGGCAGUUCCCUCACUGUGAGAAGGGAGGUUACAGGGAACCAGGCAGAGGGCCUUCUUGGUAGUGGCACCCGCCCUGUGGAACACCCUCCCAUCAGAUGUCAAGGAAAUAGACAACUCUCUUGACUUUUAGAAGACAUCUGAAGGCAGACGUUUGACGUUUUAUCAGGGGGUUUUAAUAGUUGGGAGCUGCCCAGAGUGGCUGGGAAAAUACUUAGUUUAGAAAUAUUUUUAUAAAUAAAAUAAAUUGUCAUGAUGUACCACAGUGAGUGCUGUUCAUCAGUAUUUAAAUUUUACUAACUUUGUUUAUGGUGUAUUUUUCUUUCAGUGUUUAAAUUUAAUGUUGAAGAAGUCUGGCUUAGCUGGUUAGUAUAAAUUUAUUAUAAAUGUUAUUAUCUUUAUUUUAGUUCUUUAUUGUUAUUAAAUAUUACUGAAAAUUUUGAAGCCAACAACAAGAAUUGUGCCAUAAAGCGGUCUUUACAGUGGCAAAAUAUUGUUCGUGAUUUUAGUGCGCUUUGGCAGGAAUCUAAAAGUCACCUAGUCUAAGGAAAAAUCCCCCACAUCUAAUUAUUUGCUAAGUUGGUAUAAUUGAAAUACAAUAUUCUCAAAAUGGCAUCUCUCUUGCUACACCACCUCAGACCUCUAUAUUGAGUGAUGACCCCACGUUAGUCAUACUCUGAGUAGAUCAAUUACAUUUAAUAGACUUAAGUAACUUAAGUGUUGAUUAUCAACAGAUGCUCUGUGAGUGUGGCUUAUGAGGCAAUGCAAGCCCCAACUGGUGGGGUUUCACAUAGCAGGAGGGCCACCCCUACACCUGCAGCCCUGCUCUGUACAGCAACCAGGGAUGAGAGAGGGGGGGCAGGAUUAUCCAAGCUGGAAUAGUGAUGAGGUCUGCAGAUGCCAGCUCAGACCUUCCCUGCCUCUGGAACACUGUUUUUAUUCAGUGGGCAGAAGGGGAAGCUCUGCACAUGACUCUGGAGCCACUCUGGUGGUGGCAGCCUGCAAGAUGCCAGCCGAAGAGAGUGAAAGGACAUCUGCUCAAUCUCCGUGUCCCUAGCCCAGCACAAGGAGGAUUUCGAUUGCUCUGCCCGCUGUAUUUAAUAAAAUGAUAAAUAUGCAGGAACAAUAUUCAUGAUGUGACUCUUGUUAUUUUUUAUGUUUCACUUUGAUGAUUUCCUGGUUUCUUUUGCAGGGGACAACUGGCACUUGAGAAAGAUUGACUGGUGCUAUGAAGCUGGGGAUGCGUUAAGUGAGGAAGUAAAAAAGCUAAUUUUUUACAUUGAUUUUUUACAUUCAUUUACAUAAGUAUUCCUUUUGAUAUUACUUCUAUAGGACUUUGUAAAUACUGUAUAAAGGUUAUAGCUCCUGUGAACAUACUUGUUAGUCCAAAAUACAUGUGCAACUGUAGCCCCAUUAUUUAACCCAUUACUACUUCAAUACUUUUAGUGCCCUUUACAAAUUGGAAAUCAGUUAUUUAAAAAUGGCAUUGAGAUUCUGCUAUAGGCAGAUAGGGUAUACUGCUUACAUUCCCCUCCCUUUUUAUUUAUUUAUUUUUUCUUGUGUGAGCUUUGGUUAGGUGCACUCCUUUCUUUUGUACACAGGUGGGUAAUACCGUUACUAGGACAACCAAAAGGUCACCAAAAAUGUGGCAAACUUUCAGGCUUUCUAGAGCUCUUUGUCAGGUAGAGCAGGAUGUAGUGCAAGAAGGAAAACUGAAAUGAAAAGAAAAGUAGGAAAUGUAAGUUACCGUGUAUCUUGUAACCAUGAAAUCAGCAUGUAGAGUUGAUUUCCAAGAUGGAAAUUGCAGAUUAAGUUAGCCCCUCCCAAAAGUAAUGAGUAGUAUUAACCAUUAAGUAAUACUACCAUAUAUGACUUCAAUUGACUAUUUUACCUAAUACAGCAGGCUUCCUCAACCUCAGCCCUCCAGAUGUUUUUGGCCUACAACUCCCAUGAUCCCUAGCUAGCAGGACCAGUGGUCAGGGAUGAUGGGAAUUGCAGUCUCACAACACCUGGAGGGCCAAGGUUGAGGAAGCCUGUAAUACAGCAUCCAAAAUCAAUCUCUGGCUUUGCCAAGGCUACAAUGUUUCUCAUUACUUCUGCAAUCUUCUUACCCAGGAAUCUGUGUAUUUUCUUUAAGAUGUGGGUCAGAUCUGGAAUACAAGUCAGGCUGUGUUUUCUCAGACCAUGGGAAAGGGUUUAUUCCAGAACCCUAGGACGGCUGUGUGGGACCUAGCCUGCAAUUUCCAUCAUGGAACUGAGUACAUGUUAACCUCACAGCAACAGCAUCUAGUCAGUGGGUGGGGAACAGAACCUGGCAGUGACCUGGAUGCUCCGCUUUCUCACCUCCAGCAGGCCCACCUGUUAAUCACCUAACACCACCCUGAGUCAGGUGGCCCAGUCUACCUUUGCAAUGCAGCUUGAGUUGAAGCCACUCUGUAAAGAGAAAUCCUAGCCAAUCCAAGCAGGACUUGAAGUCCCUGAUAAUCAGCUGAUUGGCACUGACUUUGAAACCUCACUUUUGACAAGAAUCAGCUCCACUCGGGAUCUCGGAUUGGAAUUUCCUGAGUGGAACUAAUCCCAGAGGAGUUUGCAUUUGGUGCCCUUUUUUCUCUUAGGUGUAUUGUUCUAACCAAAGACUUGUAGCAAUAGUAUUAAUAAAAUAAUACAGAACUUACACCUGUAAUGUAAGCCAACAUCUAUUUUGGAAGAGAGAGAAGAUACCAGACACCCCAACAAGCACUAUACUUGCCAAGGAACAAUCAGGAACACAUUUUAGGGUUCCCAGUUGUUCCUUUGCAGCCAUGUUGGUACCCACUCCACACCUGAGUUGUUGGGGGGUGGGGGGCAGGCUUGGGGCAGAGGAUUUCCCAUUGCUGAAACAAACUUUGGAGGGUUUUCCCCCUUAUGGAUAAAACAUUGCUAUCUUUUGCGUUUUCUGUAUUCUCUUACGUGUUUACUUUUGUUUCCUCAGGCUGCCACACUAAAAGAACUAAAUAUCUGCAGUGGGGAUAUACUGAAUGUUGCUGAGGGGAAGCUUCCGCCAAAGGUGAAAUAACAUUUUUUGUAUUAAAGUGUAGUAUUUAGGAAGCUGGCCUUUCAGUUUCAGCAUAGCAGUGACAACAGCAUGCUGAAGUAAUGUAAUCAGUUUUCCCAGAGAAAACCUGGUAGUUAAAUCUGAAAAAAAUAUGUUUAUUUUCAGUAAAGGCUGGGGGGGGGGGGGGGAGACGACUGUGUGCCAUCCUAACACUCCAUCCAUCAACCUGGGCAGGGCAUUGGGAUUUAUCUGCAAAUCAUAGACUACUGAGCACUCUGCAUUGUUUUUGUUUAAUCCUUUAUUCAGAAGUAUUACAAUUAGUAUCUGUUCUAAAGCCAAGACUAUUUGUUUCUUUGUAGCAGGAAAUUAUAGAAUGUCUUUCAUUAAUUCCCAAAGGGGUUCCUGAAAGUGUCUGUCUGGUGGUACAAAGCCUUCUCUCAGUCAAGGCACAAAAGGAACAGGCAAGACCAAGGAAACUCUGUCUGCAAAAAAAUGGAAGCUCUGGAACUGUCCACAUCUGGAGGUAAGUUAUAGGUCUCCAAGCAAUACAAACAAAAACAAAAUAUAUUUUCAGCCCUGGAAGUAACUAUUUAGCCAUCCCCAUAUCACCAUGUCAGCAAGAGUUUGUAUUUGAAUUAUUAUUAUUAAUUAUUUUUUGAAGUUCAAUGUAAAUAAUCAUUUCUUGGACCAGACACUUGCUUAAAAAGAAGCCGCUGAAGCCCUUGUAAGGCAAUGAGAGAGGGCUUUUUAUUUCUCUUUUAAGUAGGUGAGGGAGAGCACAGAGCUUGGAGCUCCAUUUUAGUUUAGUUAUUGAUAACACAAUUCAUGUUUUACUAAUUGUGUAACUGAAGAACUCUAAAUUUCAUUAAACUCUGACUCUUGAUGUUCUUUAAAGAUACACCAACAUUUCUACAAAGUGAAGUUGACCUAUGUUAUGUGGGUGAUAUAGAAAUCUCAGGAGACGCUUUCCUGGAAGACCUAAAGAUGCAGGUUAGAUAUUACAUUUUGUUAAGCGAAGACAAAUCUACUCAUUAAGUAAGAUCUAUUAAUAUAUAUUUUUUAUUUCCUUUCCUCUGUCUCCAGUAUGUUCUGAUAUGGCAUUUGCUUAGAUGCCAUUUUCAGUGGUAAGUACAACCAGGGACUUUUGAGACACUUCCUAAUAUCCACUUCUAGCAGUUUGUCAUCUGUUUCAUGUGUCCUUAGCUGCAAGACUCAUGUUACACUUUCAUCAGAAUUACAAUUUCUGUAUGUGAAUGCAGAAUAUGCAGUCUCAUAAGAACCACUCUGCAUUUUGACACGAGUUCCUUUAUUUUUGUGUAUGUGUCCUUCGUGUGUGGGGUGUAAUAGGUUGGUGGUAAUAUUUGUGAAAUUAACUAACGGGAAACUUUUAGGUGAGGUGAAACAUGAGCAUAAACAGUUGCUUCAUAAUGAAUCAGGCCAUUGCUCCAUCUAGUCCAGAACUGCCUUCUUCAACUGACAGCAGCUUUCUAAGAUCUCAGACAGUGCUUUUUCUCAAUUUUGCUAUUUGAAACCCUUUUUAAUAGGUUUAAUCCUGGGCACCUUCCCAAGGUCUUUUGCGUGCUCUACCACUAAGUUCCUGAACAGUAAUUGAAUUCUUAAAGGGGAAAAAACAAGACAUACAACUUUCAUUGAGAUUUCACUGCAUUGACAAGGAAAAUUGGCUGUAGCCCAGUUAAGACAUAGUUUAAUACAAACUAUGUUUUAAUAUGAGUUUUUCUCCAAUCGAAUCAUAAAUGUUAAAAAGUUCUGAUCUUGGCUUAUCACUAUAAAUUGUUUGGAGAACAGAAACCAUAAGCCCCGUUUGGACAACAGAUUCUGGCCUGUGGCAUGGCAGGAAGGGCGUUGCCCAAACCCCUGUUUGUGAUUAGUUUCGUCCAAACAAACAAAGCCAUGUUCGGAUGAAACAAGCCAUGAGCCAGUUUUAGGCAACACAACAAGUCAAGACUCCGGUUUCUUUUUCUGCAGUGUAGCAGGCGCAGGGGAGAAAUGCUGUAGAAACUUUUGAGCAGCCUGCAAUGGCCUGCUACUCAUUUACAUUACGGGUGAACCAGGCCUGUGUUACAUCCCAGAGACAACAGUUGUUUGGUGACACUAGUGUGGAUUAGUAAAGGAGCCUCUAUGAGCCGCUACACACUGAGAUGACUGGGGGAGGGUUUUGGACUAGUACACCUUCCUCUGCCUUUCCUUGUAUCUAGAAUGUAACGUGAAAGCCAGUUGUGUACUGACGUUUCCAUGCUCAAAUAAGCACUGUUCCACCUGAUUCUGGUGUUAAGCUUUAGGCAUAAAAAUAGAGUGGGUAUAAGUCUGAGAUCCGCUCCCAGUAGCACUGCAUAUAGAGGUUGCAGUGUGGGGAAUUAUCUUUUGAAGAUUUUAUGUGAUGUAGAUUUUGACAGAAAAUAAAAAAUUCCCUAGGACCCUCUACAACAUUGCAUUUCAAUAAUAUUGGGGGAAAUAGUAAAGUUACUAAAAGAAAUGUGAUGUGGUGGUUAAAAUUUAUGCUUACAUUUGUAGUCCUGCAAGUUAGAAAAUUAUUAGUUUUCUGAGCUUAAACUAACAUUUAUUCUAAAAUUGCUAGCAAAGUGCUUUUCUUUUCAGGUGAUGACUUUGCCAUUCUCUGAAGAGUUUAGUAUUCCGCUACCUGAGUUUCUCAGAGUUUGGACCAUGGAAAAUAAGUGCCCUUGCAGGCUUUUACGAAACAAUAAGCAGCAACUCCAGUAGGUUUCUAUGUAUAGCAUUCAGUUAAAUAAAUGUUAAUGCAAUAUAUUUUUACCAUUAUUUUUAAUUAACACUGCAAUCCUACACACUUAACUAAGUAACUAAGAGUAAGUUGCUUUGAAUUUGGUGGGAUAUACUUUGAGACUGAAAUCCUGUAUCCAAUUUCCUAGAGGAAAGUUUUCAGUAGGUUUUACUUUUCGGUAGGCAUGUGUAUUGUUGUCCUGCAAGCAUUCAUUCAGUUGUUCUUUACUAUCGUAAGCAAUUAAAACAAACUAAGCAUCAUUGAUUGUGGCCUAGACCUCUUUUUGAUUAAUUCUUUUCAGGAAGGUAAUCUGUUCUGUCUGUAUAAAUUAGGCAGAGGAUUUCUAACUACCCUGUGUAUAAGUGUUCUGGCAACAGUUAAAUUGACAGUCUAUGAUAUUUCAAAAUCCAGCUUCUAAAUGUGGAACUUGUAUUUUUUAAAAAUUAUUUAUAUCCUGCCUUUCCUAUUCUGAAUUUAAAAUAUUUACUAUGUUUCUUUUUCAGUAAAUUCAAACUAGGAAACAGAGUGGAAAUUUGUAUAGAGCCUUUACACAAGGAAGAGAAUCUUGGGUAAGAUAUUCAGCCACAAUUCAUCAAAACAGGUUUUAGAAAACCUUGUAAAAUAUUUAUUUCAAAUCCCAAUUAUUCUGAAUUUUCCUUCUAUGGUACUUUUUUUUUAAAGAGUAGGGAAUCUAUGGAGUCUCCGUGACAUUAAUGUAGACAUAUGUUUUGAGAAUGUUAAUUGCAUUGUGUAUGUUUCUUAUUACAGACCAAAGGAUUUGCUUCUGCGAGUGCAGAUGGGCAUACCAAGGGAAAGAGAUUAUUACCACCCUGUGGAUUUGGUAUGGGAUAUCUCCAAAGAGUGUACAGCAUGUGCAUUGAGACAGAGAAUUGCUUCAUACUAUUCAUUACCAGCAGAGCAAAUUGAAAUUGCUAAAUAUUCUCCUGAGAAGUUUGAAUGGAUACCAAUAUGUAGUUGGGUAAGCUAAGAGAUGCCAGAGACAUGGAACAAUAUUGUCAACAAUUCUUUGAAUUGACAUUUCACAUUAUCUAAAUAAAAGAUGCCUGUGUAACAAUGACAUUUAACACAGGAAGGGUUGAAAGAGAGAGAAACGGGAUAAGUUCUUCUAAUAUUGUUCUUACCUGUUCUUUGUGCUGACUGACACUACUGUGCUUACUUAAAUGUAAUGCGCCAUCGAAUUUAAUGUGCACCCUAAAUUUCACAACGUAAUUUGUCAAAAACAGGUGCACAUUAUAUUCUUUCUUCCAUCUGAUCCCUCUUCCCUUCUCUCUGGUCGGGAAGGGAAAAGAAGGAAGGAAGGAAGGAAAGGAAGAAGGAGAGCAGCUGCGAUCUGGGCUGGAGAGGGAGAGAUGAAGGGGGAGAGAAGAAGGAAGAGAGCAGAGUAGUGCAGUGGGCAAGGACUGCCACUGGGGCAGGGAGCAGAGCACCAGGAAACAGGGCAAGCAAGGCACUUUAGGCACACACACACUGGCAGACGCAGCCAGCUCCUCUUUGAAUUGUUGUGUCAUCCUCAUCAUGGCAAUUAGUAGUAGUAUAGGGGUUGUUUUCUUCUUCUUUUCUUUUCUUUUUAAAGAAAGCAAUAAUGCACCAAAAAAGACAGAGAAAAGAUUCACAAUGUAGAGGUAAAAAGUUAAGAUUGGGUGAUGGGAACAGUCAAGGAAAAUUAACAUACUGUAUUUAUUCGAAUGUGCCAUUGAAUCUAAUGCGCACCCUAAUUUUCAUAACGUAAUUUGACAAAAAAAGGGCGCCUUACAUUCAAGUAAAUAUGGUAAUUCACUGCCUUUUCUCUCCCUGGUUUACAGCUUUGGCACCACUUCUUUUUUAAAAAACAACCAAAAAAACCCUGGCUUUCUUCGUGAGGUAGUCUCAUCCUGUCAGUGAUAAGUGGGUGGCGCUGUGGUCUAAACCACUCAGCCUCUUGGGCUUGCUGAUCGGAAGGUCAGCGGUUCGAAUCCCUGCGACGGAGUGAGCUGCCGUUGCUCGGUCCCAGCUCCUGCCAACCUAGCAGUUCAAAAGCACGUCAAAGUGCAAGUACAGUGGUACCUUGGGUUAAGAACUUAAUUCAUUCUGGAGGUCUGUUCUUAACCUGAAACUGUUCUUAACCUGAGGUACCACUUUAGCUAAUGGCGGCCACCACGCAAUUUCUUUCCUCAUCCUGAAGCAAAGUUCUUAACCCAAGGUACUAUUUCUGGGUUAGCAGAGUCUGUAACCUGAAGCGUAUGUAACCCGAGGUACCACUGUAGAUAAAUAGGUACCGCUGCGGUGGGAAGGUAACGGUGUUUUCAUGCGCUCUGGUUUCCGUCAAGGUGUUCUGUUGCGCCAGAAGUGGUUUAGUCAUGCUGGUCACAUGUCCCGGAAAGCUGUCUGUGGACAAAUGCCUGCUCCCUCGGCCUGAAAAGUGAGAUGAGCACCACACCCCAUAGUCCCCUUUGACUGGACUUAAUUGUCCAGGGGUUGUUUACCUUUUACCUUACAUUUUAUUACAUUUAUGUUCUGUCCCUUUUCCAAGGAGCUUGAGGCAGAGAACGUGUUUUCUUCUCAAAACAAAACUGUGCGGCAGGAUAAAGACAGUGACUAGCCCAAGGUCACCCAGUGAGCUUCAAGGCUAAAUGGUAUCUCCCUGAGUCUCAUCAGUCCUAGACUUAACAGUCUAACUGCUACACUACACUGGCUUUUAAUGUGAUGCUGUCAUCCUCAUCCUCAUCCUCAUGCAGCCAAUCAUAUUUGUGUAUGUGAUAAGAUUACAAGCCAAAUGGGCAAACCCUGAAACCCCCACUAAAAUGGGAAGUGGCACAUUUUACAGGGGGGCAAAAUGUAUCUCCCCUCCCCCAUUUGUAUGUGUUAAAAUUACCUCUCUCUCUCUCUCUCUCUCUCUCUCUCUCUCACACACACACACACACACACACACACACAAACAAGCGUGUGUGUGCUUAAUAUUUGUGACAUGGAAAAUGACAGUGGAUGAGAUCCAAUGUGGUGUGAGUGGUUUUCUGCUCAUGAAGUGAGACUUGAGCUUCAUCUCCUCUCCUCUGCUUCACCCCACAUCCCCGAACCUGUUCUGGAGGGUUGGGCACCCCUCUGAAGCAGAUUUUGGGGUGCCCAGUGGGCUGGAGGUGUGGAAUAGAGAAACAAAAUCCCAUUGCACAAGCAUUUUUGUUUUGCAAAAGCUCAAGAUGGAGAACGUAAUCUAUUUCUAGUGCUCCUAAGCAGGGAAGCAUUUACACUUAGCAAUAAAUAUGAAUAUUUAUCCUCAGAAGUUUAUUGAGGACUUUUUUUUUUUAGCAAAGCCAUAUAUCUUCACCUCUAAUCAGUUUUUGUUUUUAAAAUUUUAAAUUACCUUUCAGUUGUAAAAACAUGUUUUAUUUUUUACCUGGAAAUACAGGGAAUAUAAAAUAUUCUCACUCUCUGCACCAAAAUCACAAGUAACCUCUGUUAGUUUAUGAUGCUUUUUUCAUGUUAGUUCUCAUUUGCAUUCAGACACAGCAAGUUUCAAAGCGAAAAAAGAAGAAGAAAGGUGACAGUUUACAAUUAAGCCCCUACAACCUGAAGGAUGGAGAUAUUAUUGGUGUGAAGGUAAAUAAACUGAUUUAUCAACAAAAUUCCUCUGCUUAAUUCCAAGUGAUUUCUCCUCCACCACCACUGCAUCCCCAGAUAACAGAGCUCACAAGUUUUAGCAGGUUUUCAUGAACCACUGAAAGAGGCUUUUCAGGGAGUACAAGUUGCUGCAGGCAAAGUUGGAAAAGAGAAAGAUCCACAGUGUUGGAUCUCCAUACAACCCAGAUUUAAUAAGCUGUGAAUUACAAAAUCUAGGUGAAUGUGUGCAGAAGUGUACAAUUAUGUGCUUUUAAAUUGUGUUUUGGGGUAUCUUGCAGCCAUAGAUAAUGAGGCCAGUUCAUUUAUGGUAGCCUAUCUUUUGUUUUACUUACGAUUUGAGAUUUUUCUUUUGGGAGAUCUGGUUUUCCAUCACUCCCCAUUUCUGUCAGGGGCAUUCCUAUUCUGCUUAUAACUUCUAGCUGUGUUAAGAGGUUUUGAUAUGAUAAAGCAGGAUAGAAGUUUUAUAAAUAAGCACUGUGGGGUAGCUUUGUCCUCCUUUCCAACUGAGGAAAGUGCUUUCGCAAGAAAUUUUUGGAAGAAGGUCAUGUAAUUUCUUUUCUUUGUAGCGAAGAAUAGCGAAGAACUUUAAUUCUUAAUAACAUUACUUAAUGCAGUUUAAUGUCAUUAGUAAAAAAUACCACUUGUAAAAAUGUAUCUGCCUUUAUAAGGAGAGUACUAUUAGGAAUUGUUUUCACAAUUAUUUCAUUAAUUUGCACAACAGAAUCUCCUGCUUGAUGACAGUAAAGACUUCAGUACCAUGAAAGAUGAUAUUGGAAAACAAAUGCAGAAGCAACUUGCUAUGGAAAAAACAAGGUAUAUCUUAGUUUUUUAUAGAAUUUAUACCAUGCCUUUCUCUCAGCAAGAAGCCCAUAUAAAUUGUCUAAACACAGAAAGCAGUAAAAUGAAUCCAGUUGUGUCCUCAAAUGUGGUGAUUGGAUUAUUUUAUGUAGAAUUGGAAUUGGCAAUUGGAAAAGAGGCCUGUUAACAAAAUGAAGAAUGUUAUAUAGAAAUGUUUCGCAUUUCUGUUGACUGGCCUCUGCACAUACAUCUGUUCUAGAACAAUGUAACUCUGGUUGUUGUCUCACUCUCUCCAAAACAUGUGUUAUUCAAGACAGCAACAUGGUCUGGAAGAGAUGUUAGGGUUACAAAUGAUUAUUGUAAAGCAUCUACUUGCUUGCAUUGUUGGGCAAUGACCAGUUUGGCAUCAGGGAAUAUGCAGGGCUAGAAAACAACUCAGCGCUAUUUCCAUAUGAUGUUCAAUGAGUCAAAUGAAAGAUUUAAUUACAACAAAGUAUUAUCUCAAAAGUUAGUAGGAUGAAUUAUGAUUUAGAUUUUAAUGCCAUAAAUUCAAGGGCUAUUCAGUUGCACUUGUUUGCACGUUUGGUCUGCUGCAAGGUAAUAAAAUUGAUUUUGAAAGAAUGUGAAUAAUUGAAAAAUGAAAUUUUAAACCACCAUAUUAUAGGACCUGAUCUAGUUAAAGUUAAUCAUAGCCAGCAUUAACUAACACCACAUGAAUGUGCUGGUCUAUUUUUGUUUGAACUCUGGGUUUGAAGGAAUGCUUCUAUGGCAUCAACCAAGGAGCAGAACAGGCUGUUUUUAUCCAACCCAUUGAUCUGUAGUGACCUUGCCUUUUUGGAAAUUAACUCAUUUAUCCACUAUGAUAUGCUGGGAUUCUGCCCAAUUUUCUAAUACAGGAUUCAAGUUUAUGUGUUUUACAGCACAUUUAGGAUACUAAUUAUAUACACUUCAGGGUUUGCAUAUUACAAAUGUGCAAUAAAGAAAAACCCUGCAGAAAGAAUUUAUUUGCAAUGGAUUUCUAUGAUUCACCUCCCAGAGCAGUUCAUCAAGAUACUAUUUCACAUUUCUCCUUAGUAGAAAUGCCCAUCAAAAUAGCCUGCAAUUGCUGGGAGAGCUCAAGCUGUGGCCUGCCAGCCAGAUCCUGUUACUCACCCCAGCUUUAAGGAGCUUUGUGUUCCAGACUCAAGCUUGCCUUGCAUAUAUUUCUAAUACUUGAUUGACUAACUUUAAUAGUGUAUCUGCUUUUUGUUUUCCAGUAGCCAGAAGCCUGACUGUGUGCAGAAUGAUCAUUACUCUGAAAAAAAGAUGGCUAAGAAUCGUAAACCUGAAGCAGCACUCUCCAUCAGUGUAGGGGUUUUCAGCUGACUCCCUGGGUCUAAACAAACCUUGUAUCUUACUGAAUAGAAUGGAGUUGCCUCAGUUUGGCUAGCCAAGGAACGGUCUUCCUUGAGACAAGCGCUCUAUCCUAUUGUGGAAAAGUGCUUUAAUUCUAUUAUAGUUCAAGCACUUACUAUCAGGGUGGGUAUCUGCACUUUAAUAAUGAGAACAUAUACGAAUAUCUUAAUCUUUCAGUGGUUGGUUGUAAUAACCAUGUGCUUUAAUCUGAUCAUACGCCGUAUUAUCACUGCAGUGAUUGCUUUUCCCCUUACGGAUUUAUGUACGUGAAAAUAUUUAUGAAAAUGUAGCCUGAAAAGUUAACAUGUGCAGUGAAUUCAGAAGGAAACUUUUGUCACCCAUGGGAGUGACUCUUCAGACAAAAUGUGAGAACUAUUAGUUGAAUUUAAUGCAUCCCCCUUUUCACACCAUUUAUUAUGGCUGGAAAAUCUGUGAGCUGCAAAGCAGCCUAUGGCAAAACAAUUACGUGCUUAGAGAAAUGCUAAAUUUAAAAUUUCAACACACACUUUUCUGUGCUGUAAUUUGGCCAUUAAGUAUUAACUCCAAACUUGAUUAGCUACCAAGUAAUUAGAUCCAAGUUUGUUUUGGGGGGGAUGCCAAAAUUUACAGGGUUAGUCUAAAAAACAAUAUAACACGCAGAAAGAAAUAGCUGUAGCCUAUGGCUUGGAUCCAAAGUUCCCACUGUUCAAGUGGAAGACCUCUGUGUGUGUGUGUGUGUGUGUGUGUGUGUGUGUGUGUGUGCGCGCGCUUGCAUGCAUGCAUGCAUGUGUGCACAUAUGUGUAUUGCAUAUUCCCCUGCCCCUUUGUUCUUGUUUACCAUAUAUUUUGGCCUGGUUCAAAAUACACCAGCCCAAACGUCUCUCUAUGCACAUUGGGUGAAGUGAGAUUAUGUCUUUUAACCCAACUCAGAAGGAAUUCCUCUCCCACCUGAUAACCACAUGUGGGAGAAAUGUUUGCCUAUGGCUUAAAUGCAUACAGUGUAACAUGGCAUAAUCUGGGACAUUCUUCUUCUUUCAUACACCUUCCUGAAACAUUGCCCACAUAUAUCGACAGCUGCUAUCCUAAAGGGUGGAAUCGGUGUGUUGGGUGGACUGUGAGGGCAAUAUACUCUUGCUCUUCACCAUGUAUGAGAGAGAGAAUGGAGGAAAAUAUGGUCUAAACCAGGCCUUUGUGGAAAUAGAUUUUUCUGCCAACAUUCUGUGCAAUCCUAUCUAAACAAUACGGCGUUCAGAAAUGUGUACUACUGAAGUAAACAGAGAUUUAAAUAAAUGGGGAAAGGGUACAGGUAAAUAUCAGGAUGUUUGCUGACCUUUUUUGUAUAUCAUUUCCUAAGAGGCAGCCUGUAUUUCUCAUGUCAAUGUAUGUCUUUUGUUCAUAUAAUUGCUGAAAUGCCUGUUGGGAACCAUCUAUCGUGAAUGAACAGAAUCCACCAGGAUAUAGGUGCAUAGCAUAUUUAACAUUAUAGAAACAUUUCUCCAAGAGUCCCCCAGAAUCAUUUUUUAGGAAAAAGCGAACUGUUCCAAAAAAUGUUUUUGUCAAUAGUCCUCCAUAACUUAUUUCCACAAAGUAUUUGUCCCAAUGCACACUGUACAUUUUCACCCCAGUAUGAACUCUAGCAAAUAAUGGUCUAACCUUAAAAAUUGGUAUUCGAAUAUAUAUUUUGGAGAACAGGCCUGGGAAAGAAAGGCCACUGAGAGUGUAAAUUGAAAUAAUGAAUGAUAUUGGGCGGGGCGGGUGGGGGGAGAUAGAGGUAACUGGGAUUGAUCAGGGAGAGGUAGCUGUUUGUGUAAGCAAACUUUGUUGUCAUGGUUUCAGUUUACUAACUGAUAGAACUAUUAGCAAGUUAUCCCUGUUCAUUGGGUUUUCACAUUUUGAAGGCCAUUUUGCUGUUUGCAUUCUUAACUGAAGUAUAGAUUUAAAUUUAUCACCUAUCCAGACACUGUACUGACAUAGGAUUCUCCAGAACCAAUUAUCUUAACUGACAUAUUAAAAGAUCUAGUGUGUUGCAAGACGGAAACACAAGUCAUAGCAUGCUGUAUCAGAGGGUAUAAAUAAGUUUAAUAAAGCUUGUACAAUCACACCUGGGGGUGGGGAGGAUCCUCCUUAAUCCUUCAUGUAGUGAUCACUUGGGAUUUGAGCAAAUGCUGAAUCUUCAGCAUCUGUCCACCUGCUAUGGAACCCCGAUCGCAUAAGGCACCCAAGAUGUAGAAAAAGGCUGCUAGUUGAGGAAUCUGGGAAUACUGCCUCAUAAAGCAAUCCCAUGGGAGAUUUUUUUAAAAAAUUAUGAAGUUAUUUAAUGAACAUGAGACUCAGACACGUUUAUAUACAAAAAGGAACUAUGUGCCUUUAAUAAACUGUAAUGCAGUAAUGGCUGCAGGAAGCCAAUACCAAGUUGCUUGUGAUGUUGGCUUGAUUAUUUUGUUAUAAAAUUAUGGGACGUUCCACAAUCGAACAUUUUGUGAAAAGUUAUACCUUUAUAAUGGAAUGUCCAGGAUUCCGCAGUUCUGGUUGUAUUACAAUGCAAGUAAUUUUUUAUAGUUAAUUUUUAAUAAGUCUGAUUUUUCUUGUACUUGCAAAAGAAAUAAAGAGUUUAAAUGUUUUGUUUGUACUGUAUUUAUAAUAAGGUAUUUUUAUUUAUUUAUUUAUUUUUAUGUCAAAUCAACCACUACAAACAAUAAACACAAAUAAAUAUCAAAAACAAACUUAUGGACAAAACCCCCCGACAUACCUUUACUGCAACUAAUAUUUCACCCACGUGACUUCCCUCUACCACAACUUUACACCCUUAAGCCAGUAUUUUUAUUUUAUUUUUAUCAUCAUCAUCAUUCCCCAGCCAGCCACUCUGGGCAGCUUCCAGUACAUAUGAAAACAUGCUAAAACAUCAGACAUAGUUAUUUAUCUCCUUGACAUCUGAUAGGAGGGUGUUCCACAGGGAGGGUGCUACUGCAGAGAAGGCCCUUUGCCUGAUUCCCUGUAACUUCACUUCUCACAGUGAGGAAACUGAAUCCCAAUUGGAAGGGAUCUAAAUGGUUCACAUCCUCUAGGCUUGCCUGGAGUUGAUCAGUAAUCACGCAAUCGCCUCGCCCAGGAAUGGAAGAUUUGAGACUGGUCGAUAGUUGGCCAUAGUGGCCGGGUCCAAAGAAGUUUUUUUAAGAAGCAGUUUGAUAACUGCUUCUUUAAGCGGGUCAGAAAAAACUACCUCACAGACGGAAGGAUUCACCACCCCACAGAGCUCUUUGCCCAACCCUGCCCAAGCAACUUUUUAUGAGCCAGGUGCUUUGUUUCAAUAAUAGAUUAAUAACUGCCUUUUUAGGUAAAGGUAAAGGGACCCCUGACCAUUAGGUCCAGUCGUGACCAACUCUGGGGUUGCGGUGCUCAUCUUGCUCUAUAAGCCGAGGGAGCCGGCAUACAGCUUCCGGGUCAUGUGGCCAGCAUGACUAAGCUGCUUCUGGUGAACCAGAGCAGCGCACGGAAAUGCCGUUUACCUUCCCUCCAGAGCGGUAUCUAUUUAUCUGCUUGCACUUUGAUGUGCUUUCGAACUGCUAGGUUGGCAGGAAACUGCCUUUUAGGUUGAAACAAUUUAUUUGAUAGUGAAGUAUGUGCAAAAGAAACCAUGAAAGGUUGGCAAAAUCCAAUUUUGAAGAAAAUGUUAAAGUGCAAAUGCACAAUGUUAAUAUUAUGUUGUGUUAAACAGUAUCCCAGCAUCUCCUCGGAAGAGCCAGUGGCUCGUGAAGAGUGGCUUCACACUCUGUUCUAAAACAGAGGUGCCAACCCAACAUUGCAUGAUAAACUGCUUUGUGUAAUGGAAAGGGGUUUUAAAAGCAGCUUGAUAUGGCACAUGGGUAUGCUCAAAGAUAAUGAAAGCAUGUUCAAAGAAAAGGAAAACAUUCCAGUUAAGUUAGUGAAGACCCUCAUAUAACCAAGAGCAGCCAUGUUAAGUCAAUGUUAUUGCAUCUAUCUUGGGCUUCUGUAGUCUCCAGAAUGUUUAGAAUAACUGGUUCCCUCAUUGCAGAGAGCUGGACUAGAUGACCCCUUGAGCACUUCCAACUUUACAAUUCUAUGAUGAACAGUUUUUGUACCGAGCCUAAAAAAUUGAGUGCAUGCACAUUGAUAACAGAUUAGUACAGUCAUACCUUGAUUUUUGAACAGAAUGCAUUCUGGAAGUCUGUUCCGACUUUCGAAACGUUCAGAAACCAAGGUGCAGGCGCACCAGAAACAAUAGCGGAAGCUGCAUUGGACAUUCAGCUACCAAUUUUUUCCCCAAAAACUGGAAAACUUCCAGGUUUCGAUCUUUUUUGGAGCCGAAACGUAGGAGUACCAAGGCGUUCGACAACCAAGCUCUUUCUGCAUCAACCAAUAACAUGGCCAUCUUUUUACUUGGUUUCAUUUCCACAUACUCCAAAAGGUCAAUUAUUAUUCUUGUAUAUGUCUUUUAUAUUCUUUUAUAUGUCUAUCCGGUAAGAAGUCCGCCUGGUCUCUGCUGAUUAUUUUGUUUAGAGUCUUUUUAAAUCUAUUAGCCAUCACUCCAGCAUAGAUUUUAUAGUCUGCAUUCAACAGGGAGAUUGGUCUAUAAUUUUUCAUGUCUGUCAACUCCACUCCGUUUCGGGAUUUGAACGAUCAGUGCUUCUUUCCAUGAUUGUGGUAUAUCUUUCCCUCCCAGUAUAUUAUUCAUUAUUCUUUGUAAUAUAGGGAGGAUUACUUCUUCCAGGUUCUUAUAGUACAUUAAUGAGAUUCUCUCAAGACCUGGCAAUUUGCCACUUUUCAUUUUUUUUUUUAUUACUUGUGCUAUUUCAUCUAUUUCUAUAUUGGAGUUUAGGGCCUCAACUUCUUCUUUUUCAAUUCUUGGUAAUUUAGUUUGUUGUAAAUACUCUUCCAUUUUAUUAACACAAAUCUUUAUAAAAGUUUAAGAAUUUUAUUUUUAUUUUUACUGGGUUGGUUAUUUCCUCCCCUUGGUCCAUAAUUUUAUAUAUAUAUAUAUAUAUAUAUAUAUAUACACACACACACACACACACACACAUAUAUAUAUAUAUAUAUAUAUAUAUAUAUAUAUAUAUAUAUAUAUAUAUAUAUAUAUAUAAAAAAUUUGCUUUUCCUUUAUCAUCCAUGCUAACAACUUACCGGGCUUAUUGGCGGACUCAAAAUACCUUUCUUUUGCCCAUUUAAUUUAAUUUUCUACUUCCUUAUUUAAUAUACUAGAGAUAUGGGAUUGCAAUAUCUAUUUUUUGUACUAUUUCAUGAUUUUUUGGAUUUUUGAUCAACUCUUUUUCAUUAAUUCUUAUCUGUUUAGUUAGCUCUUGGAUAUUAUUGUCUUUUAUCUUCUUCAGCCUAGCCAUUUGUUGUAUUCCAAGACCCCUCAUGUACGCUUUACUUGCGUCCCAAACUACAUUUAUAUCUGUAUUUUGUUUCUCAUUUAUCUCGAAAAAUUCUGCUAACUUGAUAAAUGGUAAAUGGUGUUUCCGUGCGCUGCUCUGGUUCGCCAAAAGCGGCUUAGUCAUGCUGGCCACAUGACCCAGAAGCUGUACGCCGGCUCCCUUGGCCAAUAAAGCGAGAUGAGCACUGCAACCCCAGAGUCGGCCACGACUGGACCUAAUAGUCAGGGGUCCCUUAACCCUUUACCUUUUAACCGAUAUAUAUUUCUUAACAGAUAUGGUUAAGUGUAAGAAGGAAUAAAGUAUGUCAACUAGCCUAGAAGUGAAUCAACUACAGUAUAUUUUUAACUUACUCUCCUAAUAAUUUGUAUAUAAAUUAUAAAAGUGGUAUAUAAAUUUUGUUAAAUGAAAAGAGGAAAUGUUCAGACUUUCAAACAGUGUGUUAUGCCUGAGCCUUCAUUGCUGAAACUCCCAACAGCAUUUUCGUGCUCACAAACACCUGAUGAAGGAACCAUUGUGACAUAAACCAUUCAAGCAGAGUUAAAAGGGGCAACAGGCUGUCAACAGUGGCAGUAGUUGGGAGCUCCCUGCUAUUAAAAAGCCACAGGAAGUCUUUUCGUACUGCCUGAGGAAUUAAUCCCUUAUUUAACAUUCAGAAUUGCUGGAUCGAUUUAACAGGACUGGAGCUAACAUUUGCUUGGAUUUGGCACCAUUGAUAGGGAACUGCCUGCUGCGUCCUCCGCUUUGAAGUCACCCUGGUCUUUGGGCCUCCAGCACUUUCUUCAGCAUGUCCAACCCAUCUAAGAGGCGUAUGAUAAUGGUGUUCCACUGGGUUAGGAAGAAGCCCCUGACAGAGAAGCCGUGCUCUAGCACCUCGGCCAGACCUUCUGCCUCUGCACCGGCUUGCAACACUCCUCACAUUUCACCCUACUUCACGAGGAGCAAGACACAACCCGCUCCGCUCAGGAGGUCCAGCAGGCGCAAGGUGCCGCGAUUGCCGAAUCUCACCGACCCCAAGUUUUUAAGAUCGGUCACUGGCAGCGUUGGCCGGAAGAGAGCCCGCAGGCGUGGCAAGCCAAAGAAGACUCCGAGACUUCCAGUUUAACCGUGGACAUCAUAGAAGCGCGGAAAAACCUCUCUGAGGCUUUCCGAGCGGCGCGGGGGCUCUGAGGGUGGCGCAAGGGCACUGCGCACCUCCAAACCUCAAGGGGAUCAUCUUUGGGGGACAGGGGCACCCAGCGGCGCCACAGCUGCUCCCCUGUUUUCUCGGGGUUUUUUUUAAGGCCCGAGAGUGGGACGGAGUGGCAGGCGCGAAAGGGAAAGCACCACCACCCCCGCGCUGUGCUGUCUCUAGAAAUGUAUAGAAAUGAUGAAGAAACUGUAAGAGAAGAUGUAUAUUAAGAAAACCGCAACUGGGAAGGAAGGAAGUCGAGGCGUGAUUUUACGCAAUGUAAAUAAGAUGAUAUUAAGAAUGAUUGUAAAGACUGUUUUAUUUUGUUUGUGGGAAAAUUCAAUAAAAAAUAUUAUAAAAACAAAACAAAAGAAGACUCCAGCGGGAACAGGAAAAGGGGUGAGGGCUAGGCUAGAGGCAAGAAGGCUCCAAAGCUAUUUGCGGGGUGGGAUUGCUUUGGAAGAUGCCUUCUUACAAUCUCUCCCCUUGAACCACGUAAGGACAUAAGAGAUGCCUGCUGGAUGAGGCCACAUUGGCCUGUCUAGUCCAGCAUGCUGUUCUCACAAUGCCCAACCAGAGGCCUGUAGAAACAAGCGCGUUUUGUAUUCCCUUCCUAUACUUUCCAUCAACUACUAUUCACAAACAUUACUGCCACUGACUGUGGAGGUGAGAGCAUAGCCAGUGUGCCUAGUGGCCGUUGAUAGCCUUCUCCUGCAUAAAACCAUCCAAGUUGGUGGCCGUCACAGCUUUCUGUGGGAUUGAGCUUCCAGAGGGGUAGCUGAGCAUGCCUGCUGCAGCAAAAACAGGAAUUAAAAGCACAUUUCUCCCAAAGAAUCCUGGGAACUACAGUUUGUAAAGGGUGCUACAAAUUGUAGCUAGGCGGUAGAAGGGUAAUCUACAGUUCCCAGGAUUCUUACAGGGGAGAAGCAAUAAUGCUUUUAAUGUAUGGUGUGUACACAGCCUCAAAUUAGUGGAGCCAUCAGGGCAGGAAUCUGGGGCAAAUGUCCAUGGGCCCCACUUGGCACAAUGACCAGGACCCCUCCCCCCAAGUUAACUAGGCUGGCGUACCACAUUUUAAAUUUCAUUCUGAAAACUCAGUAUGCUAAAGAAUUUUAUUUCAUUUUUAAAUGGGAUGAGGAAGGGAUGUAUGUAGGAAGACACUCUUGGGAAAUUUCCCAAUGCUCCAGAUAUUUUGGAUGUAUUAGACUAGGACCUGCAAAAGCAGGGUUCAAAUCCCAACUCAGCCAUGAAGUCCACUGGGUGACCUUGGGCCAGUUCCUCUCUUUCUCUCAGCCCAACACAGAGUAACACAUGAAACCGGUCCAUUCAGUUCAUACACCACCGGUCUUCAGCUGGUGGGUUGGCACCCACUAACAUGCUGCAGCCCGAUCCAAGGUGGGUUGCAACCAGAGAGCUACCACCCUGCCAAUAUAUGGGGAAAGAUUAAGAAAUGGGUCCCCAAAUGCAUGUAUGAUUCAAAGUAGGUCCUGGGUCUUCAAAGGCUGAAGAUACUUGGUUUGCGCUGAUUGGCAGCAGCCCUCCAAGAUUUCAGGCAGGAUCUCUCCCAGUCCCACCAGGAGAUGCUGGGGACUGAACCUGAUGCCUUCUGCAUGCUAAGCAGUUGUUCUACCACUGAGCUAUGGCCCUAGCUCACAAUAUUGCUGUCCGGAUAAAAUGGAGAAGGUGGAGGCUGAAGUGUGUAUGCUCUGUGGAGGAAAGGUGGGAUAGAAGUGUAAGAAGGAAUAAAGUAUGUCAACUAGCCUAGAAGUGAAACAACUACAGUAUAUUUUUAUCUUACUCUCCUAAUAAUUUGUAUAUAAAUUAUAAAAGUGGUAUAUAAAUUGUGUUAAAUGAAAAAGAGGAAAUGUUCAGACUUUCAAACAGUGUGUUAUGCCUGAGCCUUCAUUGCUGAAACUCCCAACAGCAUUUUCGUGCUCACAAACACCUGAUGAAGGAACCAUUGUGACAUAACCCAUUCAAGCAGAUAUAAGGGGCAACAGGCUGUCAACAGUGGCAGUAGUUGGGAGUUCUCAGCUAUUAAAAAGCCACAGGAAGUCUUUUCGUACUGCCUGAGGAAUUAAUCCCUUAUUUAACAUUCAGAAUUGCUGGAUCGAUUUAACAGGACUGGAACUAACAUUUGCUUGGAUUUGGCCCCUUUGAUAGGGAACUGCCUGCUGCGUCCUCCGCUUUGAAGUCACCCUGGUCCUUGGGCCUCCAGCACCUUCUUCAGCAUGUCCAACCCAUCUAAGAGGCGUAUGAUAAUGGUGUUCCACUGGAUUAGGAAGACGCCCCUGACAGAGAAGCCGUGCUCUACCACCUCGGCCAGACCUUCUGCCUCUGCACCGGCUUGCAACACUCCUCACAUUUCACCCUACUUCACGAGGAGCAAGACACAACCCGCUCCGCUCAGGAGGUCCAGCAGGCGCAAGGUGCCGCGAUUGCCGAAUCUCACCGACCCCAAGUUUUUAAGAUCGGUCAUUGGCAGCGUUGGCCGGAAGAGAGCCCGCAGGCGUGGCAAGCCAAAGAAGGCUCCAGUGGGAACAAGAAAAGGGGAAGCGGCCUACUGGAGUCGCCACUGACAUACACUCUCAGCCAGAGCCAGUUUGCCAAGCAGAAAAACUCCUGGCCGGCAAGGACAACGUCCACGGCCAGGCCAAGAACCAGCCAGCAGCCCAUCUUGGAGGAAGGAAGAUCACCCUCCGGGGAGCGGGGCCAGGUGACAGCGGCGCCUGCGCAGUGAGGGGGCAAGCGGGCUUCCCUGACGAGCUCGAGGGAGCUUACAGAGAAAAACAAGCUCAAAACACAAGAAGAAAACAAUUUUUAAAAUAAUAAGAAUUGAAUAUGGAUAGACUUUAUAGGCUGCAAACCGCCCCGAGGCCUCCAGAGGAAGAGCUGUAUAUAAUAAAUAGUUAUAACAUACAUAAAUAAUUACAAUAAAAACGACACUAGCAAAAAAUACAUUCCCUGUUUUGUUUAAUAUUUUUAUCUGCCGCCCUUUUCCUUGACAGGAACUCCAAGUCAGCGGCUCAGCGCCUCCGGGGGAAGCGGUCCGGCGGCACAAAGAUUCCUCCGCCUUCCGGCCGGGCUCCCGGGGCCUCCCGACGUCACCUUCCCGCGUCGCCCAAUGCGGGCGCCGGAUGUGGAGGGGCGGGGCAAGCAGGCCCCGCCCCGGAGCGGCCUUCUGUUGCUAGGGCCGCGGAGUCGGGUAGCAACGGCGAGGAGAAGCUGAAAUCAAACUGUUUGAGAUUUACAGCGUCGGCUGUGUCUCUAGAGACUGAUAUGGAAGAGAAAGCUGGGGCAGAUGAAAGCUGAAAAUGCACCAUGGUUUUCUCUCUCUCCAGGCCUCCCAGCAGUCAUUCUUCCUCUAGUCACUGCUGUGGAUACAUGACCUGACUAUCUGUCUACAAGGGAUUUCCACAUGGCAGGGUUUAUGUUGCUAGCCUUCAUGUUACGUUUGCAGACAUAGUUGUAAGAGAGUUGGUCUGCCAGCGGGUCUGGUGCCUGAAGCCAGCUCCCCAAAGAGCACAUCCUUGAGGAUCCUGCUGUCUUCCAUGUUGUGGACAUGAUCAAGCCCGUGUAGAUGUGUGAACAUGCUGGGAAUGUGGGCUUGUGAGAGCCCAUAUUGGAUAUUCUGUCCUACCAUGUGAUGCCCCAAAAGUUCCUGAUGCAGCACAUGUGGAAGUCAUGGAGGCGUUGCUCCUGGGGGUGUAAGUUGCCCACGACUCCCAAACUACUAUUUUUACAAGGCAUGUCCUCCUAAAAUGCAUGCAUAUUAAGAGCAAACAGAGUAUGCCUUUUUCAUUGCAGCCCUUAUGGAAAUGUAUGCAGAUUUAAAACUUCUAACCAUUCAAUGAAGAUUUGAGUGACAGCCCUCCUUUUGUUUUCUUUACUCUGCUCAUUUUGAAGCUCUCUACAUCUAUGGUACAAUUUUCUCACAUAGAAGCAGGUCAGAGGAUGACAAGAAAGGGAAGGUGGAAGAAGACAAGUUACAAAGCAGAAGCAUCCAGUAGCAGAGAACAGUAGCUGAGAGUUAUGUAGAAACGGGUGGAAAAUCCUACCCAUUCUUUCUUUUAUUCUAUUUACCGUAUUUUUCCGUGUAUGAGAUGCCCCCAUGUAUUUUGGGGGACUCCUAUUUCAGACAAUGGGGAGAUGGCCCAGAGUUGUUGAGCGUUUUGGGAGGAGGGAAUGCCCAAAAUCACCCACCAUAAUGAUAAACGCUGCCUAUCGCACGCGUCACAAAAGCAGCAAACCGACGGCCCGAUCGCCACCACUAGCCGGCAAGCGCACGCACAAUUGACGCAGCGGAAGCCAAUCAACAGCAGCCCUUGAUGCAUCCAAAAAUCAACAACCCAAUUGCUGCCGCAGCAGCCAAUCCAAACCAGCCAUUGCCACAGCCACCAAACACCCACCCCAUCGUGUAAAUGUUUUAUAGUCUAUAUUUAAUAAAGAUAUUGGCCUGUAGUUUUUUAUAAAUCUCAGAUCUGUGCCUUGCUUUGGGAUAAGAGUUAUUAAUGCUUCUUGCCACGAAUUGGGUAUUUCUCCUUUAUCUAGAAUUUCAUUCAUGAUUGAUUGUAAUUUGGGUGUUAUUAUUUCCUCUAGUUUUUAUAAGAUGUUACUGAGAUUCCGUCUGGUCCCGGCGAUUUCCCAUCCUUCAUAUUUUUAAUCACUUUUUUAAUCUCUUCAAGUUCAAUAUUUGAAUUUCAAUUUGCAUAUUCUUCUUCUAUGUCUGGUAGUCUAUUUUCUAAUAGGUAUUUUCUCUUCUCCCUCACCAAGUAAUGCAUUGUGCAAAGUACCCUUGUCAUGUCUCUGACUUUGACAAGGAAACACUGAAAUUAAAGAAAUUCCCCAAAGAAACAGGUAAGUACGGCAGUAUUGCAAAGUCAGUAUUAUUUCCUUGAGAUGGCCAGAAGACAAUGCUGAUGGACAAGUGCUGUUAAUUAUUAAGGGGUUGAAGCAUGUUGCUGCAACACAUUGGGGUGGGGUGGGGGACUGAUGAACGGACAGAGCAUCAGGAAGUGGUACAAACGGUGAGCAAAAUUUGAAGAAUUCUUGGCUGGGCAAAGAGAGCAAGUUAGCCACAGUGGGAUCUGCUCACGAAAUAGGUUUAUCUGGGAAGGGUAAAAUGCUGACUUGGCUCCACCAACACUCUGCCUUUAAGGGUUCUUGUGGGGCCAGGCCAGCUCCAGGAUCUGACGGUCCUCUCAGGCAGUGGAGCCAUCAGGGCAGGAAUCUGGGGCAAGUGUCCAUGGGCCCCACUUGGCACAAUGACCAGAACACGCCCCCCAAAGUUAAAUAGGCUGGCAUACCACAUUUUAAAUUUCAUUCUGAAAAAUUAGCUACGCCAGCUCUGUAAUACUAGAGCAAAGAUUAUAAUGCAUAUUGUUGUUGUAAUUUUAUAAAUAUUAUAAAACGCAUUCCUGCAAGCCAUGUAGUCUGGAAUAAACUCAGUCACCUCUCCCAUCAUUAAUUGUAGUCAUAGGAGUUCCUACAUGCAAAUGGAGUUCAUUAAUAAUAACUAAUAACGACUUGGAAAAGAACCUCCUGAAGCUUCGGAAAGACCAGAAAGGUUAGUUGGGAUGCUGCAGGGACGACCUCUAAAGGUGUGUGUGUGUGUACUGAACUUAAUUACCCAGCAGGUGCCCUUUCGCAAAGUCUUUUUUUGUUCUUUUGAACAACAGCCAUGGGAAAGUUGCGAGUUUAAGAAGAAAGACGGGUGAGAGGAGAGGUUACUUGACCCUGCGCCCUCCUGGCAUUUUUCUGAUUCAAAACCUCCCACCAACACCGCAGGCUGCUUUUCUACUAGGGUGGGGAGGGGUGUUGGAUCUGCUCCCCUGCCCUGAAGAAAGGCGCAGGUCAGAUGUGGGCCCAGACCUGGCCACGCUUCGCAAGAGAGGUGUGUUGGUUCAAGGUGGCCACGCUGCCUGCAACUUGCACUCCUUCCUGACAUGUCUUCCCCAAACCCCUUCUUCCAGAGGAUGUGCUGAAGAUUUCUAUCACGUGGAACACAAACUCGUGGAACUACCUCGAGGCUCAGGCAGUGGUGAAAACCCUCCUCAAGCAUGAGACGGCAGAGAGCCUCUUGCAAUACGAAGGGAUCAAAGCAGCUGUGGAGUCUCUCCUACCAUACACGGCACUUCCAGAGGCUGGGCCGGUUACUGCAGGCCUCCAUGUUCCUCGAUUUCAUGUGGCAAAACAUGAAGCUGCCUGA